CUCCGUGGGAUGGGACCUGCGAAAAUUCUGAAGGAUAACAGAUUCUAAAAUGCCAGGCUGGGCAGAGGCGCGCGCGCAGGCGGACUGAGCGGCGGCGGCGGCGGCGCCAGGCAGCCUCGCCAUCCUCUCCGGGCCGCGCCAGCGAGCGAGGGCCGCCCUCCGUCAGCCGCGAUGCCGCUCGGGCGGAGGCAGCUGCCGGAGCCCCGCUGAAGGGGACCGCAGCCACCAUGGGCGAGAGGUCCCCGCCUCCGGCCGGCCGGCGGACCCGGCUGGUCUCCUCGCUGGUGCUGGGGCAGCGCGCCUGCGAGGUCGCCCUGGACCCGGAGAGAGGCGCCUUGGAGUGGACGGAGCAGCCGCAGCCGCGCGGGGGGAGAGGUGAGGUCGCUUGGAGGGGGGGCGAGGGGGCUCCGAGCCAUGUGCAGAGUGCCGCUGCCAGCCCACCACCAGCUCGGAACUGCCACUUUCCCCCUUAGGGAAACAACAACAACAAAAGGAACCUCGGUGUUUUUCAGGGUUCCGAGCCAUGUGCAGAGUGCCGCUCUCUCCCUCCCGGUGCUCAAGACACUGCCGUUUCCCGUGGUGGUGGUGCUGCUUUCGGAAUCAGGGCUCCGGGCCAUGUGCAGAGUGCCGCCGCCGCCUCCCUCCUCGCCUCCAAGACGCUGCCGCUUUCCUCUCCCCUUUUCAAGUUAAGGCGUGGUGGUGGUGGUGGCGCUUUCGGGAUCAGGGCUCCGGGCCAUGUGCAGAGUGUCGCUGCCAGUCCACCACCAGCUAGGAACUGCCACUUUCCCCCUUAGGGCAACAACAACAACAAAAAGAACCUCGGGUGUUUUUCAGGGCUCCGAGCCAUGUGCAGAGUGUCACUCACCCCCACCCCCACCACUAAGGAGCUGCCACUUCUCCCUUAGGUAAAACAACAACAAGGGGGACUUUCAGAGGAACUUCUGGGCCCUCCCAGUUUUCAUCCUUUUCAAGUUAAACAAUGGUUGUUGUUCUGAUGUUUCUGGAGUUAGGGUUCUGAGCCAUGUGCAGAGUGCCGCUGCCAGCCCACCACCAGCUAGGAACUGCCACUUUCCCCCUUGGGGCAACAACAACAGAAAGAACCUCGGGUGUUUUUCAGGGUUCUGAGCCAUAUGUAGAGUGCUGCUCUCUGCCUCCCGGUGCUCAAGACACUGCAGGUUCCCCUCUUUUCAAGUCAAGCCGUGGUGGUGGUGGAGCUUUCGGAAUCAGGGCUCCGGGCCAUGUGCAGAGUGUCGCCCCCUCCCUCCCCACCUCCAGGACACUGCCACUUCUCCCUUAGGUAAAAAAAACCAAGGGUGACUUUCAGAGGAAUUUCUGGGCCCUCCCAGUUUUCACCCCUUUUCAAGUUAAACAAUGGUGGUUGUUGUGAUGUUUUUGGAGUUAGGGUUCUGAGCCACGUGCAGAGUGCCACCCCUUCCUCCCCACCAGCACUACCAAGGGAUUGCCACUUUCCCCCUUAGGUAAAAAAACAACAACUCCGUUGACUUUCAAAAGGACUUCUGGGCCUUCCCAGUUAAACACUGGUUGUUGUUGAAUAUGGUUGUUAAGUUGUUGUUGUUUUAAAUUACAUUUAUACCCUGCCUCUGUCCUGCCAGGCGCUGGGUUGGCUUCAGUUGGGCAAGGUGCUGCCUCCAAAAACCACAACCCAAAAGGCAAUCGCUUUGUGUCCUCCAACGUUGUUGGAUUACAACCUCCCAACCUUCCUACCCAGUGUGGCCAGGGAUGAUGGGAGUUGUAGUCCAUGAACAUCUGGAGGGCCCAAGGCUGGGCAAGACUUUGAAGGCCGUUGGGGAGCGCUGAGGAUGGUUGGGAGCAGGGCAAGGGCUUCAGAUGGCCUAUUGUCACAACCCAGGACUGGUCGUUGUGCAAAUAUAUGGGGGAAAUAUUAAGAAAUCCCCAUAUGCUUGGUUCACAAGUAGGAUCCCAGGUCUGAAGGCUACUGCCAUAGAGCAUCGAGAAACAGCUUUGGUUCGAACCGGUUUGAAACACUGUGCACCAGCUUUGCUGAUCCUGCAUCACUUAAAAACUUUGCUUAGGGGUAUUGCCAAUACAGAUACCUCUGAAAAAUGGUUGAGCUACUUAACUCAUAUAGAGCCAUCUUAUUUGGUGGCCCGUGAUAAUCAGCAUCAGGCAAGGCCGGCCCAAGAUAUUUUGCCACUUGAGGCGAGCCACAAAAUGGCACUCCCCUCCCUGCCAGGGAGAUUGCCAGGGAAGAUUGACAUCAGGUAGUGAUGAGUGAAGAUUGACAUCAGGAACAAGGGGGGAAUAAAGAUCUACUUUGGGAUCUGCUGCCCCUGGGGAUCUUGUCGCCUGAGGCAGUCUUCUUGCCUCACCUUGCCUCACGGCUGGGCUGCCCUGACAUAAGGGCACCACUACCACUGCCCAGUUCAGACAUCUCUUGAAAUUGGGGCAUGAAUUCUCCCAAGCUGUUAUUAUUCAGGGGCCCAUGCAAGAAACUUCGUUCUCUUCUCAUUAGUGUUUGCAUCAUCUGUCAGCAUCUCAGCCUGAGAGGUUCCACAUUCCUGUUUAAUAUUUGCUAGUCAGAUAUGCGGGGAGGAGAGUCUGUGUGAAUGAAAGGUGUGCUGACGACGUCACUGGUUCUGAAAACUGCUACUACAAGUUCAGUGGCUGGCAACAGCUCCCAAGCCUUCUAAGAAAGCCACAUGCUUCGUUUUAUUUUUUGCCGUUGGCUAUGUUUGUAUGUUAAAUAUUUGUAAAGUCUUAGCAGUUUUAUUUUUUAAGAGUGAACACAGAGAUUUGCACUGCUACGUACAGGGUAUUUGGACAAUGGCUAGUAAAAGUUCUUUUACGAUUGUCAGUCUUAAGCAGUUAAUUGUCCCUGUUUGCCCAUUACAGUAGGUCAACUUUUUAAAAAAAUGGCCUGGCCUAGUUCAGUGUCAGUUCUACAUGCUGCACAUCAGAACUGUAGUCUGUUGAGAGCCUGUUUGCACAAUACAGUUUUUGACCACACAAUAAAUACAGUUUUUGACCUGGCGUAUGUUCUUAUGUACAAAUUUGUUUAAACCAGGCAUUCGUUCUCAGUACGUUUCCGAGCACAAUUCAAAGUGUUGGUGCUGACCUUUAAAGCCCUAAACGGCCUCGGUCCUGUAUACCUGAAGGAGUGUCUCCAUCUCCAUCGUUCUGCCCGGACACUGAGAUACAGUGCUGAGGGCCUUCUGGUGGUCCCCUCACUAUGUGAAGCCAAGUUACAGGGAACCAGGCAGAGGGCCUUCUCGGUAGUGGCACCCACCCUGUGGAACGCCCUCCCACCAGAUGUCAAAGAGAAGAAUAACUACAAAACUUUUAGAAGGCAUCUGAAGGCAGCCCUGUUUAGGGAAGCUUUUAAUGUUUAAUAGGUUAUUGUACUUUAGUGUUCUGUUGGAAGCCGCCCUGAGUGGCUGGGGAAACCCGGCCAGAUGGGUGGGGCAUAAAUAAUAAAUUAUUAUUAUUAUUACUAUUAUUAUUAUAAGCACCCCAGCAUCUAGAUCAGCGACAAGGAACCUGUGGUCCUCAAGACAUUGCUGGACCUCAGCUGACCUCAGCUCCAGCAACAUGGCCAAUGGGCACGGAUGAUGGGACUUGUAGUCCAACAAUAUAUGGAGAGCACAGGAGCCUUCUCCUCAGUUCCUUCCUUCUAAUCUCAUCUACUAUUUUCACCCUUGGCCUUAACUCUGAACUCAGAUCAAGCAGCGGAUCUUGCAGUUAAACUGCAGUUAAACUGGACAUACCCAUUGAGUUAAACAGGCCUUACUCCUGGGUAAGUGUAUAUCAGGCUGUUCCCUAACUCUCUUGCAGUGCACUGUGGACAGAUCUGGGCCAUCCUUUCAGGGUGACUCAGGUAUGUUUGUUCUGCAAGGGCACGCACAGCAAUAAUCCAUUUAAAGUCGCACACCCUCAGUCUUAGCCAUGCCAGCCAUUGCACCGUCUCUCUUCCUGUCAUCCCAGAAGUUCAGGAGCAGCUUGCAGGAAGGGCUGGCAGUGGUGCCUUUCUAGAUUACGAUACACAAGGCAGUUUACAACAACAAAAUAUAACCUGGCCUCCCAGCACUGCCUCAGUUUACAGCCAGAUGGGUGGGGUAUAAAUAAUAAAUUAUUAUUAUUAUUAUUAUUAUUAUUAUUAUUACUAUCACAGCUCUCUUUUCGGGGCUUCUGGCUUCAUAACAACCUCUCUUUCUUCUGUGCUGCAGUUAGACCAGGCUUCCUCAACCUCGGCCCUCCAGAUGUUUUGAGGCUACAAUUCCCAUCAUCCCUGACCACUGGCCCUGCUAGCUAGGGAUCAUGGGAGUUGUAGUCCCAAAACAUCUGGAGGGCCGAGGCUGAGGAAGCCUGAGUUAGACCCAAGUCAAUGUGUUCUUCGUCUCUGCCAUGAGCAGAGCCUUUCCUGCUACAGCCCCAAAGCUAUGGACACACCUUUCUGGGCGGGGGGGGGGGGAGAGUCUGAGCAGCUGCUUCCUUUUCACAGCAAAAACACAUUUGCUUCGAUCGGUCUUUGGGUAUUAAUCACUCCUCUGCCCUGUUUUACUGCUUCACUAUUUUCCAGUUUUGUAUUCUAGUACAGUGGUACCUCGGUUUACGAACUUAAUCCGUUCCGGAAGCCUGUUCUUAAACCAAAGCAUUCUUAAACCGAGGCAGGCUUUCCUUACUGAGGCCUCCCGCCGCCAGUGCCCUUCCACCGUUUGGCUUCCGAGGCAAAGUUUGCUAACUGGAACACCUACUUCCAGUUUUGCAGAGUUCGUUUGCCAAAUAGUUCGUGAACAGGGCUGUUUGUAGACACAGGUACCGCUGUAUUGUUAUUGUUUUAGGACCCUCAUACCUACGGGACCGCCUCUCCUGGUAUGUCCCACGGAGGACCUUACGAUCUUCAAACAAAAACACCUUGGAGGUCCUGGGCCACAGGGAGGUUAGGCUGGCCUCAACCAGAGCCAGGGCUUUUUCGGCUGUGGCCCCGAUCUGGUGGAACGCUCUGUCACAAGAGACUAGGGCCCUGCGGGACAUGACAUCUUUCCGCAGGGCCUGCAAAACAGAGCUGUUCCACCAGGCCUUUGGCCAAGGCACAGUUUGACCCCCUCCUUCUGUAAUCUUCAUGGAACUCUAACCCAAUGGUUGCCAUUAAUUUGAUUCUGAAUUAAUUUUAGAAUGAAUUGAUUUUAGAAUGUAUUUCAAUGAAUUGAUUGUGAUUUUAUGUAAACUGUGUUACUUUUACUGUUGUUAGCUGCUCUGAGCACGGCUUCGGGUGGGGAGGGCGGGAUAUAAAUUAUUUUAUUAUUAUUAUUAUUAUUAUUAUUAUUAUUAUUAUUAUUAUUAGCCGCUAUGCAACUGACUUCACUGAAUAACAGGACAGGCACAUACCGGUAUUUGGUAACUCAUAUAAGAAUAAAUACCGUAUUUUUUGGUCUAUAGGACUCACUUUUUCCCUCCUAAAAAGUAAGGGGAAAUGUGUGUGCGUCUUAGGGAGCGAAUGCAGGCUGUGCAGCUAUCCCAGAAGCCAGAACAGCAAGAGGGAUUGCUGCUUUCACUGCACAGUGAUCCCUCUUGCUGUUCUGGCUUCUGAGAUUCAGAAUAUAUUUGUUCUUGUUUUCCUCCUCCAAAAACUAGGUGCGUCUUGUGCUCUGGUGCGUCUUAUAGAGCGAAAAAUACGGUAAUCUCAUACGAUCCAUGCCUUCUCCCAGAGUCCCAAGUCAAUUUGAAGACAACUGGUUAUUUCUCCUGCAGGGGUGCCUCCCCCCAGCCCACCUGGCUCUACCAAGGCGGCAUUUCCUCCGAGAAAAGUGGUUUGGGGCCACAUAGAGACACCCCCAUUCAGCUCCCUUGACUUUCAUGCUCCAUUUCUCAAUGGCAUCGUACGGAAAUAACAGCAAAGAGUUCUGCCCCUGCUUUGCCAGAUCUGCUGGCUUCUGUACUGCUGAGAAAGCAAAAUGCAAUGCCAAUCAGGCUUGUCAAGCAGGAACAGAGCAUUCUGCUUUACCUGCUGAGGAGGCAGCGAGCAGGGAAGAGGGACUGGUUUAUGAGGAGUGCCAGGGGCCCGAUCCAGAUUUAGCCUGAAGCUGGAGGUUCUCUCACCAUCUCCCACAACCCACUAAAGCUGAGGUCUCUUUGGCCUCCCACCUUUCUGCUGCAUCCAUCCAUUAGGGAAGCUUUUAAUGUUUAAUAGAUUAUUGUAUUUUAAUAUUCGGGCCAGCCAGAUGGGCGGGGUAUAAAUAAUAAAUUAUUAGUAGUAGUAGUAGUAGUAGAGGCAUUGUAGCGGGCUGGACUAGAUGACCGCUGGGGUCCCUUCCAACUCUAAAGUUCUAUGAUUCUAACCAGGGUGGAUGUGAUUUAAAUCAAAUCGAUUUAAAUCACUAGUCAGUAAGACUUGAUUUACCGUAUUUUUCCGUGUAUAAGACUAGGUUUCCCCCCUAAAAAAUAAUGUCAGAAAAUAGGGGGCAUCUUAUACAAAGAUACAUCUCCCCCCAUUUUCUUAAAUUGGAGUCUCCCAAAAUAGGGGGCGUCUUAUACAUGGGGGCGUUUUAUAGAUGGAAAAACACGGUAAAUCUCCCCCCCUUCCCCCCCCUUUUUACAGAAACCUUCAUUCUUGCUGGUAUCAGCUUAUUAUUUGCAACCAGAUGAAGGUUUUUGGAAUAAUAAAUUUUCAGAGUAGUUUUUACAGUUAUAUCCAAAAUUGCUGAUUUGGUUAUGCUAUUAGAAGUACGCAGACAGAUAAUUAUGAAAUUAUUGUGAGGUUUAAUAAGUUAUCUGUUUAUAUUUGGACAACUUCCCUUCUGUACUUUAUUGGAAGGAGAAGAAGAAUCAUUUCCUGAAUAACAAUUUAAACAAUUUAUUUAACCAAAACAAUAACAUUAUAGCAUAUGUAACCAUGUUUGUUAACAGAUGUGGUUAAACAAUUUUUUUUUUAUAAAAACACCAGACUGAGUUUUAGCACACAUGAAAAACUUAGAACAAAUCCUUAUUACCUGAUGAAUAGCCUUUGGUCUAUAAUGUAACUUAAAUAGAAAACUAUAUUUGGGGGGGGGAAAUCCUCCAAAAGCAUUUUAUUUUAAAAAUCAAAUUUAAAUCAAAAAGUUCUGAUUUAAAUCAAAAAGUUCCAAUUUAAAUUUAAAAAAUCCGAUUUAAAUUUAAAAAAAUCUGAUUUAAAUUUAAAAAAUCCGAUUUAAAUAAAAAAAAUCUGAUUUAAAUUUUAAAAAUCUGAUUUGUUAUUUCUUUUUUAAUCAUUUAUUUAUUUAAUCAUUGAUUGAUUGAUUGAUUGAUUUUUUUAAUCAUUGAUUUUUUAUUCACCUGCCCUUCCCAGCCCAGCAAAGAUCUGCUGCCCGAAGUGAUCAUCUCACUGUGCCUAAUGAUAGGGCUGGAAAUUGGGGCUGGAUUGAGAGGAAUUUUGACAUGCCACUGGCAUUCUGUUAGAUAAAAAGAUCUUAAAAGCCAGAGAACAGGCUUCUUCAUUUGUUUUCUGUCCCUCCCUCUCUCUCUCUUUUAAAUAUCUCUAUGGCCUCUUCAAGUAACUGUAGAAGACCUCUCUGCUUCACUUGUUCAUCUUACAUCAAUACUUUCAAAUCCACCUUAAGCUUUGUGUGUCAAUAAGUGGUGAAAUGCCAGGACUGUUGAAUAUGGCCUUCCUUAAUGAACUUGAGAACCUGACCUACUUCUGGAGCUAUUUAACUCAACAUUUUUAAAGAUUUGUAACGCUACUCCUCAAUCUUCAUCUGAUCGGGCCAUUGCAGGAAACAGGAAGCUCUCCUUUUGCAACCAAAAAUACAUUGAAAGAGAACCAAAGAACCCACAAGCGAGACAAUGUGAGGCUUUGGGAACGAGAGAAAAAAGUCUUCGGCAAUAAUAAAGUGCACUGCUGCAUGCUUUGAUCUCCUGCCAAAAUAAUCAUUGUUUACCUGAGGAAGAUUAAUACAUAAGGGAAGUAUCAGUUGAUGAGCUGUCUGGUGAGACUGGCCUCUUACAUAACAGGAAGCCCUGUAACACAACACAGCCCUAUGCAGUUAGUCAAGAAUAAAAAGGUGAAGGGGAAAAAAUAGGUCGUCAAGAAUGAAGGCCUUUUGUAAUAGGGAGAUUUACGCUUACGUAAGCUUGAACGGCAUUGCAUCACCAACCCCUUAAAUAGUACCAGGCUUGCCAAAAACAUCAGUGUCUGUAGUUUCCCCCCACCCCUUGGACAGUGGUGAGGAAUCUCUGGUCUUCCAGAUGUUGUUAGACUCCAUCUCCCAUCAGCCAUUGUCUGCACAGCCAAUGGCCAGGUUGUCAACAGUGAAACCACAUCUGGAGGGCCACAGUUUCCUCCACCCCCAGACACUGUUCAGAGUUAGCUAGGCGCCAGGUUCAUUUGCGGGAUGUGGGUGGUGCUGUGGGUUAAACCACUGCGCCGCUUGGGGUUGCCGAUCUGAAGGUUGGCGGUUUGAAUCCCCGCAACAGGGUGAGCUCCCAUUGCUCGGUCCCUGCUCCUGCCAACCUAGCAGUUCGAAAGCACGUCAAAGUGCAAGUAGAUAAAUAGGUACCGCUCCGGUGGGAAGGUAAACGGCGUUUCUGUGCGCUGCUCUGGUUCGCCAGAAGCAGCUUGGUCAUGCUGGCCACAUGACCCGGAAGCCGUAUGCCGGCUCCCUUGGCCAGUAAAGCGAGAUGAGCGCCGGUCACGACUGGACCUAAUGGUCAGGGGUCCCUUUACCUUUAGGUUCAUUUAGAAAUGUAGAGAUUAUAGUACAUUGGUACCUCGGGUUACAUAUGCUUCAGGUUACAUACGCUUCAGGUUGCAGACUCCGCUAACUUAGAAAUAGUACCUCGGGUUAAGAACUUUGCUUCAGGAUGAGAACAGAAAUGGGCUCCGGUGGCGCGGCGGCAGAGGGAGACCCCAUUAGCUAAAGUGGUGCUUCAGGUUAAGAACAGUUUCAGGUUAAGAACGGACCUCCGGAACGAAUUAAGUACUUAACCCGAGGUACCACUGUAAAUCCUUUUGUGGGUGUUGUCCCCAAUAAAUGAAUUUUGUUUAUUUAUUUGUUUGUUUGUUUGUUUGUUUGUUUAUUCCCUGCCUGUCUGGCUGGGCUUCCCCAGCCGCUCUGGGCGGCUUCCAACAAAAGAUUAAAAACAUGAUAAAACUUCAAACAUUAAAAACUUCCCAAAACGGGGCUGCCCUCAGAUGUCUUCUAAAUGUUAGAUAGUUGUUUAUCUCCUUGACAUCUAGUGGGAGGGCGUUCCACAGGGAGGCCCUCUGCCUGGUUCCCUGUAACUUCGCUUCUCGCAGUGAGGGAACUGCCAGAAGGUAUGUAAACCAGGAGCUGGCCCUAGGCAUGACAUAAGUAUAGAAUAAUAAUUACGAUAAUGAAUAGCUGAGGCAAAUAAUUUAUGGACCAUCAUCCUCAUCAUUUGUAUGUGUGUGUCUGUCCCACCAACCCUGACAUUUCUCAGAGCGGGUUACGUAGAUUUUGGAGUCAACUUGCUCUCCAGCUAGUGGCCCUGCCAAAGAUACGUUAUGAGAUCAUCCUCAGGCACUACAAAUUCUUACUUUGGAUUGCUGUACCAGUUUUUGUGAUUGGUGAUGCUCGUUUUAUCACGUGUUACUUUUACACGUUGCUUCAGUUAGCAGGAUUGCAGUAUGUGACUAACACGUUUUUGGAAAUAUAGUAUUUAUUGUUGAUAAUGCGCUUUGCAUCGAAGGCAGAAUUGCGCUGAGUUCCUUGGAAUCGAUUAAACAUAUUGUUAUGAAUUUGAUGGGUGGGGAGGGAAGACCCCCCUAAAUCAUGGGUAGGCAAACUAAGGCCCAGGGGCCAGAUGCGGCCCAAUCGUCUUCUAAAUCCGGCCUGCGGACAGUCCGGGAAUCAGCUUGUUUUUACAUGAGUAGAAUGUGUCCUUUUAUAUAAAAUGCAUCUCUGGGUUAUUUGUGGGCCUGCCUGGUGUUUUUACAUGAGUAGAAUGUGUCCUUUUAUUUAAAAUGCAUCUCUGGGUUAUUUGUGGGGCCUGCCUGGUGUUUUUACAUGAGUGGAAUGUGUCCUUUUAUUUAAAAUGCAUCUCUGGGUUAUUUGUGGGGCAUAGGAAUCCGUACAUUUCCCCCCACCCCCCAAAUAUAGUCUGGCACCCCACAAAGUCUGAGGGACAGUGUACCAGCCCCCUGCUGAAAAAGUUUUCUGACUCCUGCCCUAAACCCAGUAAAUGAAUGAACGUCAGAAUCGAGUUAAUAUUUGAUAGGGUUGCCAUGUAUCUGGAAUUUCCCAGACACAGCCGGUAUUCAGCCUUUGUGAACAGCUUGUGGGUGGAAAUCGCUGAAAUGUCUGGGAAAAUCUGGACGCAGGGCAGCCCAUGCACUUUUGUGUUGGGAUUUUCACUUUUUGAAAUAUGGCAACCCUAUACUUGGAGUUUUGAGAAAUACAGGCUGAUCUUCCUUUCCAAGCCAGGGCCUCACCUGGGAUAGAGGUGUUAACAUGACCAAAAGGAAUCCUUGGUCCUGGGCAAACAGAGGUUGCCCAGGUGAUGGGAUUUAUAGGAGCGAUAACAGGAAAUGUGUGCUGGGAAGAAGAAGGGAGGGGGAAAAAAAGACUUUGGCAGGCUGGCAGAGAUGGCUUGAGCUCCAGUGCUGCACUGCGGUGGGAAACAACCCCUCUUGAAUUGACUGUGUUGCAAGUUCUGGGCUCCCUCCCUCCCUGGUGUAAAUAUGUGAAUAAAUCAUAUUUCUUAAAGCUGCGACAGUCUCUGCCAUGUCUUGCUACUCAAAGGAGCACAGAGUGGCUGGAAUCUUGGCACAGAUUGGGGAUGGCACCCAACCUUUGUAACAAUAUUUUGGAAGCAAAGGGUUUCCCCUCAUCUGGCUUGAAGGGAAACAUCUGUAUAAAGGGAAAGACCUGCUUUCUGCCUUAGAGGACUUGCACAGUCAGAUGCAUGACAUUACAGUGGUACCUCGGGUUACAUACGCUUCAGGUUACAUACGCUUCAGGUUACAUACGCAUCAGGUUACAUGCUCCGCUAACCCAGAAAUAGUGCUUCAGGUUAAGAACUUUGCUUCAGGAUGAGAACAGAAAUUGUGCUCUGGUGGCGCGGUGGCAGCCGGAGGCCCCAUUAGCUAAAGUGGUGCUUCAGGUUAAGAACAGUUUCAGGUUAAGAACGGACCUCCAGAACGAAUUAAGUACUUCACCUGAGGUACCGCUGUAUUAUCAUCAUCAUCAUCAUCAUUAUUAUUAUUACAGUGGUACCUUGGUUCUCUAACGUAAUCCGUUCCGGAAGUCUGUCCAACUUCCAAACUUCCUGCACUCAAGCGAAAGCUGCGUUGGCCGUUCAGCUUCCGAAAAACGGAACACUUACUUCCGGGUUUUCAGCAUUCAGGAGCUGAUUUGUUCGUCAACUAAGCCGUUUGAGAGCCAAGGUUCCACUGUAUUGUUGUUGUUGUUGUUAUUAUUAUUAUUAUUAUUAUUAUUAUUAUUACCCGCCUUUUCCUCAGACCAGGAAUCAGCUUACAGAUAAAAUAAAGUAGAGGUAAAGGGACCCCUGACCAUUACGUCCGGUCGUGGCCGACUCUGGGGUUAUAUAGAAACUAAAAACAUUGAAAAGAUAGUCCAUAAAAUAUAAUGAAACACUCACAGAAUGAAAACAGCACAUAUACUAAAUAUCUAUCUAUCUAUUUAUUUAUUAUUACAACAACAUCACAGCACCAGCCCUUUCCUUUAAAAAAGUUAGUUUCUAAAAGCCUGUUAGAAUAAGGUCUUCAUCUGCCAGAAGAAGAACAACAAGCAGGAGCUAGCCUAAUUUCUUUAGGUAGGGAGUUCUACAGUUUGGGAGCAGCCACCAAAAAGGCCCUGAACCCCAUCUCCACAAAGUGUGAGGACUGUGAGGGUGGAGGGACUAAGAAAGGGGCCUCCAUUGGAGAUCUUGGCCCAUGAAGGUUUGUUAGAGAGAGUACAAUCAUCUUGUAUUCUCUAACUUGGUAUAAAGUAGGUAGCCUCUCAUAUUUGUAGCGUAAACCACUGAGCCUUGGGCUUGCCGAUCAGAAGGUCGGUGGUUCGAAUCCCCAUGAUGGGGUGAGCUCCCGUUGCUCUGCCCCAGCUCCUGCCAACCUAGCAGUUAACACAUCAAAGUGCAAGUAGAUAAAUAGGUACCACUCCGGCGGGAAGGUAAACAGCAUUUCCGUGCGCUGCUCUGGUUUCGCCAGAAGCGGCUUAGUCAUGCUGGCCACACGACCCGGAAAAACCAUCUGCAUACAAACAUCGGCUCCCUCGGCCAGUAAAGCGAGAUGAGCGCCGCAACCCCAGAGUCAUUCAUGACUGGACUUAACUGUCAGGGGUCCUUUACCUUUACCUUUUUAAUGCCGUCAUUAUGACUUGUCAAGCACCUUCUCUAAAAGUCUUUUGUUCUCAGAGAGUAUCCUGAAUAUUCAUGGUAGUUACCUCCCAAUAAAAUGUCACAUCUUUCCAUUACAGUGGUACCUCGGGUUACAUACGCUUCAGGUUACAUACGCUUCAGGUUACAGACUCCGCUAACCCAGAAAUAGUGCUUCAGGUUAAGAACUUUGCUUCAGGAUGAGAAGAGAAAUCAUGCUCUGGCGGCGCGGCAGCAGCAGGAGGCCUCAUUAGCUAAAUUGGUCUUCAGGUUAAUAAUAAUAAUGAUGAUAAUGAUAAUGAUAAUAAUAAUAAUAAUAAUGAUUUUAUUAUUUAUACUCUGCCCAUCUGGCUGGGUUUCCCCAGCCACUCUGGGCGGCUUCCAAAAAAAUAUUAAAGAACAGUUUCAGGUUAAGAACAGACCUCUGGAACGGAUUAAGUACUUAACCUGAAGUACCACUGUACUGCAUUUUGGUCCGGCCUUUAUACCUGCAUGUCAAAUCGUAUCUCUUAAUUUUUCGCAUUUUCUUCUAGAAGCAGAAGCCGAAGGACUCUGAUACUGUGUAGAUCUUCCUCACAACACUGCUCUAUCUCUUUUUCGCAGAGAGCUGCGCCGUGCCCAUAUCUGAGAUUAUUGCUGUCGAGGAAACAGAAAUCGAUAAGAAACAAUCUAAUAGUGGGAAAUGGCAGAAAAUGGCAAAGCCACAUGCAUUCACAGGUAAAACACAACGGCAGGCACCGUUUUUUUAAAACACCUGUUUGCUAAAUGUUUGCAAUAUUCUUCCAAGCGGUGAGAGAAAUCUUACCACUCAUCUGCUUUCUUGGAUUUCUCGCCAAGAAAUCGUUUGGAGUAAGUUACCACUUGGCAUAACAUAAUCUGUAUUCCACCCUCACCAACCCUCAAUUCUGAGUGGAGAAAUUGCCGCAAAACUACUCUGAUUUCCACUGCAGAACACAAUAGCAUCAUUAACUACCAUACCCCUCUGCGUAUCUUGCAGAAAACGGACCUUUAGGGAGCAUAUUAAGGGAAAGCAAGCAAUAAAUGGCUUUGAAUUUGUCUUUUGACCCACUAGGGUAUAUGCCUGGACUUAGUGUGUGUGAAUUUUCACCACACACAACCUUCAAAUUAUAGGGCAUUAUUAAGUGCUUUGAAAUAGCGACAGGAUGCAUGUUUUCACAUGUGCUCCAUAUUUUAUGUACAUAUAAUAUCUAAGAGUUUUUUUAAAUUGAUGACAUAGCUAUAAACUUAACCAAGGGUUUAUUGAUUGCUUAAAUGCCCAAAGUGUUUGUUUGUUUUUAACCUAAAGUUCUGCUAAAUCUUGCCCCUAUUGAAUCCAUUAAAUGGUCAGGGUUUUCUGCUUUGUAUCUGCACUUUAAAAAAUGGUAAUUAUUAAUUAUUACCUCACAACAGAUUCUUCUUCUUUUUCCCCCCCAAAGGAAGAGGAAGACCUACUUGACUUCAAAAUAUAAACCUUAAAAAAAUUAGAAGCCCUACCUGUCUGAGGUGAAAGGGCAAGCGCUUGAUUUGUUUCUAAUUCCUUUUAAUACCUUUUGAAUAAAUAGAGGAUUUUCCUUUUACAGUGUUGGAAUAUGAGACAUUCUGGGUACCUUGAAAUGAAUCCUUACAUAUAACUUUGUUUGCAUAGGACAGGCAUCCCCAAACUCGGCCCUCCAGAUGUUUUGGGACUACAACUCCCAUGAUCCCUAGCUAACAAGUCCAGUGGUCAGGGAUGAUGGGAACUGUAGUCCCAAAACAUCUGGAGGGCUGAGUUUGGGGAGUUCCACGCUUUGCAGUGAUAGCUGACGCGUGAAAGUAGACUUACCAGUCUCUUUUCCCCAAAUCUGGAAAGUCGGAGGCUGUUUCCGAAAAACCUUCAGCCAGCUUUAUAAAAUUAAAGUUUAAUUUGGAAUACCUUCCCCAUUUUUGGUGCCCAUAUCUUGAAGCUACUGGCACAUACCAACUGAAAGACAGGAACGUUGAUUAGGAAGUCAAAUCUCAUCUAUGCUGUAUAACUGACUUGGUGGUCUCUCUCGUCCCAUUCAGAAUUAUGUUUCAUGCGUUGGUCUAAUAAGUGGGUGGGGCCGUAACAAAUAGCCCCACCCCCAAGUCUCUGUGUAUACAGUGUGAAUGUCUGCAGAGAGGGAGUCCUUGCUCUGGGUUCCAGAUCACAUGGGGCGGGGCUACUUGGGACAUGUGACACUGGGGUGGAGCUAGUCAAAUUAGGCCCCCGCCCACUUCCGGCUACGACUUCUUUUUUCUUUUUUCUUCUGCCUCAAAUUCCCAGCUGCAAUACAGGGCUAGCGAUGCCAGUCUAUCUUACUGGGUUGUUGUACGUUUUAAUGAGAUAAUGCACGCUGAGUUCUUUGAACCCUACCAACCUCUGUAUAAAUACUAAGUUCCAUUAUGUUUUCUGGAGUUAAUUUUGCCCCGCGUUUAAAGGACUCUUCAGACGGAAUUCUGCCUCCUGUGUACAUGACCCUUUUUUGUUUGUUUGCAGUGCACUAUGCGAAGAGAGUACAUAAUCACCGCUGGCGGUGCAAAGACGUGACAUUCUGGUGCAUUAAUGAGCAACUGUGUAAUCAGUGGAUGCAUGCGCUCAGAGAAUUACUUGAUUUGCAGAGUAAGUUCUCGAUGCGCAACUUGUUUCCUCCGCUGCCUUGGAUGGAGAUCAAAAUCCUAGAGUACAGCAAACGAAAAACGGGGCAAGGGGUUUGUUACAGGUGCUGAGAGUCAUUAGGAACCGCCAUUUGCCUCUUAGAGCUACCAAUUUCCAGAGCGGUUUAACAAUCAAUCCGUCUUUGCAGGGAAUUUUGGGAACUGUAGCCCUGGGCAGAGAAAUAAUGUAUAGUGUUAACAUGGCCCUGUUGUAGACUAGGGAUGGAGGACCGCUGGUCCUUUCCUGUGGCAUUAUUCCAACUUCCAGCAGCCUCGGCCAGCAUGGCCAAUGGUCAGAGCUAAUGCAUGAAGUCUAGUACCAUCUGGGACAUAUGUGCAGGAGAAGCAGAUUAAAGAUAAGAAGAAACAGGAGUUCAUUGAUAACUGGAGACCUCUAAAGAGUUACUUAAAAAAUAAGAGUUGCAAUCUGAAUUCGGUAGCAGCUUUUGAAUAAGCUCUGUAAAUAAAGGUUAAAUGAGUUAAAACAGAUAUAUAAUACACAGAGAUGCAUAUUAAUAUUUUAUUAUGAUUUUGCUGAUAAAUUUAGGCAACAGGUUUACUAGAGUGAAAAGAUGUUGAGAAGGACGGGUAGUCAAAUUUAUGAAGAUAUAUACUGUACCUCUUGGAUGGAAUUUUUAUUAUGAUGAAUUUGAUUUACAGACUUUAAAAUGUCUUUGAUGUAACUACGGUUAAUAAAGCAUUAAAUAAAUAAAAAGGGGGGGGGGAGAAGAAGUAGCCUGGCUGCCUUGAAUUUAUUGGAGAAAAAUGGGAUAAAAUUAUCCAAAGUAAUUAUAGUUCAGUUAGCUAUACAUAUCACCAAAAGAAUCAUGCACCCUUAUAAAUUUUCUGGCCUAUUACUUGAACACCUUUUUAAAAAACUGAAAAAGGGAAAGAAUGCUGGAAUAGGGCUUAAAAUACAAAAAAAAAAAAAAAAGACUGAAAGUUUGUGAGAAUCUUUUGGUACUCUGUUCAGUCAUGAUAGCGUUUAUUACAUUUGAAUCAUUAUUUCCAAUGAACUUGGUUCUCUAAAUUGCUUUGUAAAAACAACAACAACAAAACAACCCGCUGAUGCGCAUGAAGGAAUUUAGGAGUGAAUAAUCCUAAAAACUAUUUAGUUUUAACUGGUAUAUCCUUUUUCACUUUGGCAGCCUCUAGACCAAAGCACUUGCUUGUAUAUAUUAAUCCGUACGGUGGGAAAAAACAAGGAGAGAAGAUCUAUGAACAAAAGGUAGCUCCAUUGUUUAGCCUAGCCUCCAUUUCAACAGAUGUUAUAGGUGAGUAAUGUAAAAAUGGUCUGUUAUAAAAUGCAUUCCUUCAUCUCGUGCAUGUUUUAGAAAGAACUGCCUUUAACUUAAUUCCAUGUCAAUGCUGUUACGCAACAGAGGUUUGCCGCUGAACCUACAAAAGGGGUUUUUCGAUUCCGGUAAGGAAAGUUGUGCCGCAAUGCAACCCAGUAAUAAUAAUAAUAAUAAUAAUAAUAAUAAUAAUAAUAAUAAUUUAUUAUUUAUACCCCGCCCAUCUGGCUGGGUUUCCCCAGCCACUUUGGGUGGCUUCCAAAGAAAUAUUUAAAUACUGUAAUACAUCAAACAUUAAAAGCUUCCCUAAACAGGGCUGCCUUCAGAUGUCUUCUAAAAGUCUGGUAGUUGUUGUUCUCUUUGACAUCUGGUGGGAGGGCGUUCCACAGGGAGGGCGCCACUACUGAGAAGGCCCUCUGCCUGGUUCCCUGUAACUUGGCUUCUCGCAGUGAGGGAACCGCCAGAAGGCCCUCGGUGCUGGAUCUCAGUGUCUGGGUAGAAUGAUGGGGGUGGAGACGCUGGACCGAGGCCAUUUAGGGCUUUAAAGAUCAACACCAACACUUUGAAUUGUGCUCGGAAACAUACUGGGAGCCAAUGUAGGUCUUUCAAGACUGGUGUUAUAUGGUCUCAGCGGCCGCUCCCAGUCACCAGUCUAGCUGCCGCGUUCUGGAUUAGUUGUAGUUUCCGGGUCACCUUCAAAGGUAGCCCAUGUAGAGUGCGUUGCAGUAGUCCAAGCGGGAGAUUACCAGAGCAUGCACCACUCUGGCGAGACAGAUAGGGUCUCAGUCUGUGUACCAGAUGGAGUUGGUAAACAGCUGCCCUGGACACAGAUUUGACCUGUGCCUCCAUGGACAGCUGUGAGUCCACAUUGACUCCCAGGCUGCACAUCUGGUCCUUCAGGGGCACAGUUACCCCAUUCAGGACCAGGGAAUCCUCCACACCUGCCUCCUGUCCCCCCAAGAACAGUACUUCUGUCUUGUCAGGAUUCAACCUCAAUCUGUUAGCCGCCAUCCAUCCUCCAACCGCCUCUAGACAUUCACACAGGGCCUUCACUGGUUCUGAUUGCACAAACCAUGGUGCAGAUUCCACAUCCUUGCUGCAUUUCCACAUCCAGCCUCUGGGCUUGGAUCUCAGGUCAACCCCCAGUGCAUCGUAGUGCAAAAUGCCCGUUUGUUGAGAAACAGCUGCAAGGUUUUGCAGCUCCCUGGAAGCUCCACAGUGCUCAUUUAAUUCUCUGGAUGCUUUCUCAGUCCUCAAAUAAACAAAUGAGCAUGCAUAGCACAAAAGGAAAACUCCACCUGAAAACAUUUGCAUGCGCUUUUUCAGUUGUCAACAAGAGAACAAGCACUGCACAGUGGCACCUGAGUCUCUCCCUCUUUCCUAAAUGUACACAGCCUUGCUCGAGUUCAGAUGGCCAUCACUAGGCUGAGAAAGACUCCUAAGAGAUUGGGACAGGCCUUUGCGCAUGUUGCUGGAAGGCUUUCUGGCAAUUUACUAUGUGUGUGUAUUUUUAGAAAGGUGUUGUGAAAACUCCAAGCAUUUUGCAGCCAUGUUGUUUGUACAGGGUUCACCUCAGAUUUGGCACUGGCGUAGAUAUUUUCCAAAUCCACGCUGAAUAUAGAUUACAGGAUUGUUGUUUUCCUUUCAAGGAGGCCGAUGACCACGUAGUAGCUUCUUACCCCUUUUCUUAUCCAGCUAUUAUGCGCUUCCUUCUUUUGCUGGAAUAACGGUCCAUUUUUUUCCAUAGGAAACUUGGGUCGUUGCCCCAAAGGGAAGCAUUUGCUAGCUGGGAAUAGGAAGCAGCGUUUGAGGCCACGGGGCUGGCAGAAAUCUGGUGAAAUUUCUACAGGCCUGGCUCUAUCACAGACCCUCCAAGUGUCCCCAUUUUCCAGGGACGUCUCUGAUUUAGAGAAGCCAUCUCGGUUUCUGAUUUGAUCCCGGAAUGUCCCACUUUUCCUUAGGAAGUCCCUAUUUUCAUUGGAGAAAUGUUGGAGGGUAAUUUAAUGAAUGUUAGAGUGGUGUUGGAUUGAAAUUAAGUGGCUUCUAGCUGUACAGGCUUUAAAGUUAUAAAUAUAUCAAGAUUAAGGAUUAGGAUUAAAAAGGUUAAAAGAAUGGAAAAAUUGGUUUUUAAUAGGUAAAAAUUUAAUGUUAUAUUAUAUUAAGAUUAAGGAUUAGGAUUAAAAAGGAGGGAAAGGAAUUGCUGGACUAACAAACUGAAUUGGAAUACAAAAGAGGGAGGUAUGAGGAGGUCCGGGAAGCAAGUAAAUGUAAAAGUAGUGAUGAAAAGAGGGAAUUGUUUUUAACUGUUUUUUCUUUUUUCUUUUUGUAUUUUGCAUUGUGUAUUUUUCUUUUUAUUCUUGAAUUUUUCUUUUUUGUUGAUGUGAUUCUUUCUUUGUGAAACUUUAAUAAAUAUAAUUUAAAAAAAAAGAAAAGAAAAAAAGAGAAUUGUUGGAGGGUAUGGAGUUAUCCGAGCCCCGAGCCGUCUGAAAGCGAUCCUGUAUAGGGAAGGGUUUUUUUUUUAAUGUUUUAUGAUGUUUUUAUAUACAUGUUGGAAACUGCCCAGUAAGAUGUGUGGGGUAUAAAUAUAAAAAUUACCAUACUGGGCUGAAUAUGAGCUGUACUAUUUUUUCCCAAAUCCCAACUGUGAAAAGUUAAAGUGUGGCUUAUAUUCAUGGCCUUACGAGAGCGACACCCCCACCCCCCACCCAGGAAGCAGCCCGGAAGCGUGGGGCAAAGUUGCCCAGCCCACCCCCCACUCCCAAGCCUCCCCUGAGCAGCCCUUGAAUUUUGCAGCUUAUUUGAGAGUGCAGCUUAUAUUCGGGUCAAUACGGUAUCAUUAUGGAAUAAGACGUCCCUAUUUUCAUCAGAGGAAUGUUGAGGGGUAUGCUAUCAUACAAGCAAGAAGUGAAGAAGCUGGCAUGCCACAAUUGUGGCAGUGUACGUUGUGGUUGCAGUUUGCCCAUGGAGGCGGGUUUACUCCAGGCUUGACUACUGUAAUUCGCUCUAUGCGGGGCUGCCCUUGAAGCUGUCCCAGAAACUCCAGCGGGUGCAGAAUGCUGCAGCCAGGCUCCUCAUGGGGUCUCUGCUAUGGGAGCAUAUUCACCCAGUGCUUUUCCAGCUGCACUGGCUCCCGGUGGAGUACAGGAUCAGAUUUAAGGUUCUGGUUUUGACCUUUAAAGCCCUUCACAGCCUAGGACCCUCGUACCUACGGGACCGCCUCUCCCGGUAUGCCCCACAGAGAGCCUCAAGGUCCAUAAAUAGCAACACCCUAGAGGUCCCGGGCCCUAAGGAAGUUAGAUUAGUUUCAACCAGAGCCAGGGCCUUUUCAACACUGGCUCUGGGCUGGUGGAACGCUCUGCCUCAUAAGUCCAGGGCCCUGCAGGAUCUUAUUUCUUUCCGCAGGGCCUGUAAGACAGAGUUGUUCCACCUGGCCUUUGGCUUGGAGCCAGUUUGAUUCCCUCCCCCUCUUCCUUUUUUCUUUUUCCUUUCUCCUCCUGUGAUGGGGCUGCAUUUUAAUAUUUUAAUGUUUCAAUAUUUUAAUGUUGUAUUUUAAUCUUGUUUUUAAGUUGUAUUCAUUCAACUUGUUUUUAUUAUUGCUUGUUAGCUGCCCUGAGCCCGGCCUUGGCUGGGGAGGGCGGGGUAUAAAUAAAAGUUAUUAUUAUUAUUAUUACUGCAGCCCUGCCCUGUUUCACAAAUGAGCCAUACCUGCAUUCCAUAACAGCUUCCUAUAUUGCUAUACACAAGGUGGUUUGCAGGCAGAAGAAACAACAGAACAUGCAACGAAGAUCACGCAACCUGGUCAUGAAAAACUCUUGCAUUUUAAAUGAUCUUGUACUGAAUAAAGUAAUAAAUAACCCAUAAGAAUAUAAUAAUGCACUGCAGGUUAUUUUAACAGGAAUUCACUCUCAGCGAUUGCAGCGAAUGAUUACCAAAUUGUAAUCAAUAAAAAUGGUAGCAGAGUUACAGUACGUAAAAUAGAUGGGCUAGUCUUGGAUGACACCCUAAGUAACAAUGGGUGGAGUUGCAGCUUGGUGAAAUAUGAUAAGGUUUAUCACAAUCCUGGCGCCUUACAGUAGCCUAGACUGCUUCCUCCCUCAGGCAGCUGCAACAACAAUAAGUGUCAGGAACCAAAAUGGUCAUAAACCAGUAGUUUUCUCCCUCCCUAGCCAUUUAUGUGCACAUAUGAUCCUCCUUUUAAUAUUAUGUCCUAAAGCUGUUUGUUCCUUUUCUUUCCCCCCUCAGUCACUGAACGCGCUAAUCAUGCUAGGGAUAACUUACUUGAAGUUAAUCUAGAGAAAUAUGAUGGGUAAGUUCUCUUUUUCUCUCUUACAUUAAUCUGUUUUUUUUAAGAUAAAGUACACAGUCCGUACGUGCCCUGCUUAGUAGACAAGUGGAAUGACUGCCCAACAAUUUGGGAAUACCCUUUAGUGUGCAGAUUGCUGCGAGGAGCUUGCUUCAGCCACCCAGUUUAGCGCCUCUCUUUCUGACCUUAUUCCCAGGCACCUGCUGAGGCCGCAGUCCCUAUUGAUUCAUAAAUGAACCCCAAAGAGAGCCUGCUUAGUAUUGCAGUCUUAGGGGAUGGAGAUGUCCCUGUGAUGUUUUGAAACCAUCAGGGUGUCGUACCGCUGAGUGGGCUUUGGCACAUCUUGCAUUUUCUCUAGUAGCGUAGGAGAGCUGAAAACAAUGCCAAUAUAUUUCACAUCUGGCAACCAAUGCGCUGCUUUGGUUUCAGAUAACAAGUGGGUAGACGAGUCCCAAAAGCCCGGGACCCAAAUUUUCAUGGUUCUCUAGCAGCUAGUUUUCCAGACUGCAGAGCGUGCUCCUCAAAUGCUCGUUGCCUUUGUUUUCUGAUAAUUUAGGAGACGCGUGAAAAAUGGCGAUGCCUUAAUUGAUGCCCAGUGAAACAAGUUCCUCUCGGCCCAUAAAUCUUCCAGGAAAGCUUUGUAAUGUCAAUGAUGCCCUCUUAUCGACGGCGUAGCACAUUUAUUUAUCAUUGUGCAUGUUUAUAAUCCUCACCGGUAUAUUCUCAGAAAGUUUAGCCAAUUCUAAUCGCCCUUUGGGAGGAAGAUGGGUUGGGUUGUGGGGAGAUAUCCCCAAGCAAGCUACCGUAUUUUUUUUGCUCUAUAAGACUCACUUUUUCCCUCCUAAAAAGUAAGGGGAAAUGUGUGUGCGUCUUAUGGAGCGAAUGCAGUCUGCGCAGCAAUCCCAGAAGCCGGAACAUCAAGAGGGAUUGCUGCUUUCACUGCGCAGCGAUCCCUCUUGCUGUUCUGGCUUCUGAGAUUCAGAAUAUUUUUUUUCUUGUUUUCCUCCUCCAAAAACUAGGUGCGUCUUGUGGUCUGGUGCAUCUUAUAGAGCGAAAAAUACGGUAAUUUCCCUUCUGCUCUCCUGUUUCUGCGCAUACAGGCUAUAAUCCAACAGAACUGGUCCAUGCAUAUAGCAAGGCUUGUCUGUCGCUGGCGAUGGGAAAGCAUUGCCUGCAUUCCCAGCUCUCUUUCCCUCCCCCUGAAUCCUGCAACACACACACAGAUCUCAGGAUCGUGGGCACCUGGUAUAGGAAUGCUAAUUCGCUGCUUCUGUCGUGCCCGCUAAGACGGAGAUUAAUUAAACCGCCAUGCGCCCUGCUAAUGCAAGGCCUUCUCAUCAAGUCACAAUUCCUCGUGCAUUAAUCCUCCCCUAAUUACUACAACGCCGAGUCAAAUAGUAUUGAGAUUCCAAUUACGCCGGGCAUGGAAAUGGUUGUAGGACGGGACAGGCGUUCUGGAUCAUUCCUGAGGCUCGGAAUAUAUGGACGCUCUAGUUGUUAUAGACAGAUCGGCCGGCGGUUACAAGCAGACAAAUUACCAGCGUUCUAUACCAAUCCCGCAUCAUUUCCACUUGCUGUCUUUGUCCCUUUGGUCUCACGAACGUAAGAGAGAGCUUUGGAUAGGAGGUGUUAACUUUGAGCAGCGGAUGCUCGCGAUAAUGCAGUUGUGGUAGGCGGGAAAAUGUGUUUCAAUUUGUCUUUUCAAAUAUAGGCAGAUAUCUCACAGCAGAUGAUGAGGCAGCAAAUGCAGAGCUAGAUGAGAUGAUGGCUUUCCUGUUAUCCAAAUGUGACAUGUAGAGCUUUCUGUCUGUCUCUGCGACAUAUCACAGCCUGCUAUUGAACUGUAGGAGAAUUCAGCCGCCUCUAACGAAUUAACUCUCGUUUCUGCUGUGCGUUUAAACAUCACAUGAACAGGGAUCAACCUGGCAGCUCAGCAUUCCUUGAAAACUUUCCCAAAUGAAGAUUUCCCCCAUUGCAGAAAGCCGGUACAGUGGGACCUUGGUUCUCAAACUUAAUCCAUUCCAGAAAUCUGUUCCAUAACCAAAGCGUUCCAAAACCAAGGCACGCUAUCCCAUAGAAAGUAAUCCAGAACAGAUUAAUUCAUUCCAGACUUUUAAAAACAACCUCUAAAACAGCAAUUUAACAUGAAUUUUACUAUCUAACGAGACCAUUGAUCCAUAAAAUGAAAGCAAUAAUCAAUGUACUGUAGUAUAAAAUAAAUAAGACAGUAUUGUAGAUGAUUUUUAAAAAUUAAUUCUUACCUGCACUGAUGAUAGUCAUUGUUUGGAUGGGGGGCAUUUAUCCAUUUCCACAGUCACACAAUCAGUCAGUCAGUAGCUGAACUGGGUUCCACACAGUCACAAAAACAAAUGAACCGAAAAAGCCUCAAAAACAAAAACGCAAAAUAAAUGGCAAAAACAAAAGUGCCAAACUUCAUCCAUUCCGUAAGUCCGUUUGACUUCCGAAAUAUUCAAAAACCACUGUGCGGCUUCUGAUUGGUGCAGGCGCCCCGGAAACAAUGGCCGACAGCUGCAUCGGAUGUUCGGCUUCUGAAAAACGUUCGAAAACCAGAACACUUACUUUCGGGUUUUUGGCGUUUGGGAACCAAGGCAUUUGAGAAGCAAGGCGUUUGAGAACCAAGGUACCGCUGUAUCUUGCAGUACCAACUGGUGAGGAAUUUGAUUGGAAAUAUCUGCAGGAUUAGUCCCUUCCAAUGUGGCUGGGUUAUUUAAAUGAUCUCCCAGACAUUUGUACACCUGGGGGAUCACUGAAAGUACCAUUCAGUCGCUCACGAACUCUUGCUGUCCAUGGUAAAAUCUCCAGAACAGCAGCCCAGCUGUAAGAUGAUAAGAAGCAGUGGCUUAUGUAGGGAUUAUGAAUGGUAACUCAUUAGGUGAAAUAUCUGUACGUUGGAAGAGGAACAGUAUUCCAUGUUGACGUCUGCCUUGUGUUUACUGUUUUGUUUUCAACCGAUGUCUGUGAGUACUCGCAAAGGAGCAGCAGAAACUAGGGGAGAAUUAUUUUACAAUUAGCCCCAACUCUGCCCCCUCCCCCUCUAAAACAGGUUUACAACUGUUCUGUGAUCUGAAAUUACAUUUUGAACGGAUUAAUUCAAGACACACAGUAAACCAGCCUGAAGAACUUGAUAAGGGAGGUUUUUCUUUUUUUCUUUUUCUUUCUUCCUUGAUAAAGCGAACCAUAUCUACUGUGUCGGGAGUGUUUGACAUAUUUGUUGAUUCCUUCGUUUGCUGUGAGUGUGCAUUUUAAUUUGUGUAUUUUCCGGCAGUGUUGUUUGUGUUGGUGGGGACGGCAUGUUCAAUGAAGUGAUGCAUGGUUUGAUUGGAAGGACGCAGAAGGAUUCUGGCAUAGAUCAAAAUAACCCCAAAGCACCAUUAGUCCAAUGCAAUAUCAGGAUUGGCAUAAUCCCAGCUGGUAAGAAUCGCAAAACGGCUCACUUUCGCCAUACGUCAUUAUAUUGCGGUUAUGAUUUAAUACAUGUUUCAUCAGCCUCCAGGUUGUGCAGCAAGGAACCUAGCCUAGAAUCACAACAUGGGCAGAAACUGGCUGCUGGUAUUUCAACGUUGUCUGUAUCUGUGUAAAAAGGAGCACGUGAAGGGAAACGACAGGAUCACAACCUGUUGCCAGACCUCCAUCACCCCAGCCUCUGUGCGUUUAUCCAAACCCAUGAAUGGCUCUGUUCACAGAUAAUGGAUGGAUACAUAGAGGUCAGAGACUGGAGCAUGCAGAUAUCACCUUGCUCGUUUCUCUUCCGUGUGAUCAUUCUACAUGGCUGGAUGUGCGAUCAGCCCUAACUGUUAUGGCAUAUUAAGAUUUCAAGGACACAGAGUAUGUGAGAUAAUUGAGCCUUCUAUUAUUAUUAUUAUUAUUAUUAUUAUUAUUAUUAUUAUUAUUUAUAUACCUCCCUAUACACGGGGGUCUCAGGGCAGUUCACAGAAUAAAAAUAAAAACAACAACCACAAAAUACAUAAUAAAAAUAAAAAUAACAACCCAAUAGCCCCCCACCCCCCAAAAUAUAUAUAUAUUUUUAAAGGGCAUAAGAUGUAAAUAAGAUCAACCAAAGGCCUGGUUAAAAAGGAACAUUUUUGCCUGGUACUGAAAGGUGUAUAAUGAAGGUGCCAGGCGAACUUUCCUGGGGAGAGGCUCCACAAACGGGGAGCCACUGCGGAGAAGGCCCCGUUCUCGUGUUCCCACCCAAUUAUCACCAGCAUUCUUCCCUUUUCUCCUGGGCCAGCCAGUUUUACCCCAGAAGGACCUUAUUUAAAGGAGCCUGGAAUCUUAUGCUUAGGAACAGCAUCCCAGUUUUCCAUCGGUGUCCCUCCAUAGUUCAGGGAGCUUAUAGCAAAUAGAACAGCGCAGGAUUACCACCCUGCAUUUAUUCUACAUUGUUUUAGCAAAUUUAUAGUGUUUGGGCUACGUUUUAGAUUUAGAUCGUUUUGUCUUUUGUGAAGAUUUAACAUUGUCUCAUUGUUUGUUGUUUGUGGGCUGUUAGUACCCUUGACAUGUGUUUUCUGGGACUGUCUAUUCUCACCGGAACAAACCCUAGUCCUUUUAUUUAUAUGUAAAGGCAAGCCUUUCAGGUUUGCCUGAAUGUGCGUUCCUAGCGAAUUCUAUAUCGAGAGCUAUGGACACGUCAGGAUUUAGUCUAAAGAAAGAACACAUCUUGGUGGAUUUUGCUAGGAAUAGUUUGGACCUCACACCUACCCCAUGAGCCCUCAAUCUAUCGCUUUCCUUUUAAAUUGGGAAGUAUCCUCCAAACUAGUCUCUUUAUUUUUAUUUGGCUAUGGACAUGAUUUAUACUUCACCUUUCAACAGCUUCCCAGGGAAACUGACAAAAAGUUUUAAAUGGUGCUAAACAAAUUAAGACAAAAGCAUUAAAACACAGGCAGCAGCAACAGCAGCAGUAAUAAUAAUAAUAAUAAUAAUAAUAAUAAUAAUAAUAUAUUUCUUUAUACCCCGCCCAUCUGGCUGGAUUUCCCUAGCCGCUCUGGGCAGCUCCCAACAGAAUAUUAAAAACAAGAUAAAACAUCAGACAUUAAAAACUACCCUAAACAGGCUUGCCUUCAGAUGUAAAAGCAAAUGCAAAGCGAGAGAAAGGCAACUUUAACAUAGAGCAGGGCUCAGCAAACUUUUUCACCAGGGGGCCGGUCCACUGUCCCUCAGACCUUGUGGGGGGGGCGGACUAUAUUUUGAAAAGAAGAAGAAGAACAAAUUCCUAUGCCCCACAAAUAACCCAGAGAUGCAUUUUAAAUAAAAGGACACAUUCUACUCGUGUAAAAACACACUGAUUCCUGGCCCAUCCGCGGGCUGGAUUUAGAAGGCGAUUGGGCCGGAUCCGGCCCCCAGGCCUUAGUUUGCCUAUCCAUGACAUAGAAGCCAGGAUUUAUUAUUCUCCUUUAUUUUUAAAAAGUCUUCACUUGUGGCACAGACACCUGCCACACCUUAGACACCCAGUGAAGGACCUCUGUUGUAGGUCUUACAAACCAUGAAGGGCCUUAAAGCCGCCAAGCAACUUUUGAAGUCGUGAAAUGACCUGGGAGCCAGCACAGUUGGCAGAGCACAAGUGUGCCAUGAUCACAAUGCCCGGUCCCAGGGAUCACAGCUUCGCGGUUGUGUUUUGGAUUAACUGCAGUUUCCGAACCAUCUUCAAGGGCAGCCCCUGUAGUGCACUAAUGCAGUAGUCCAGCCUUCUCCAAGCCGGUGGCCUCCAGACGUUUCAGAGUCCAGCUACCAUCAGCCCCGAUGCCCUAUGGGCCGAGGAGAGGAGCAUUGGUCCCUUGAAGCUGAGGGAAUUGGCCUUGCCGUCACUCCUUGUUGCUAGGCGGCAACUUGAGUUACUGCCAUGGGCCUUUCCGUGGAAGGAGAUUGUGAUGGUGGCAGCUGCUACUACCUCUCACCGAAGGGAUAUCUAACUGAAUAGUGCCACUCACAGGGUGUAUAAUUACUAUUCAUUUUUUAUUUUUUUAAAAAGCUCAAUGGUGAACAGUGGCUCACCAGAAAACCGAUGUACCUUUGGCACGUAAAUUAAUUGUCAGUUUAAGCAGGGCUUGUCACAUGCCAGGACAAAACUUAGAAACCUGUUUUUCACUAGCAGGGUUUCUGUCACGGUCAUCUUAUUUAAUUAGUUAAUUUUUAAAAGAGCAUUCCUCACCUGCCCUUCACCCAGGGCGGGUUGCAGGAAUAAUAAUAAUAAUAUUCAGUGGGAAGCCACUUUGCGUGGCUUCCAACUGAAUAUUUAAAAAAUACAGCAUCAGACAUUAAAAACUUCCCUAAACAAAGCCGCCUUCAGUUGUCUUUUAAAAGUAAAAUAGUUGUUUAUUGCCUUGACAUCUGCUGGGAGGGUGUUCCACAGAGCAGGCACCACUACCGAGAAGGCCCUCUGCCUGGUUCCCUGUAACCUCACUUCUUGCAGCGAGGGAACUGCCAGAAGGCCCUCACCGCUGGACCUCAGUGUCCAGGCUGGAUGAUGGGGGAGGAGACGUUCCUUCAGGUAUACAGGACCGAGGCCGUUUAGGGCUUUAAAGGUCAGCACCAACACUUUGAAUUGUGCUCGGAAACGUACUGGGAGCCAAUGAAGAUCUUUCAGGACCAGUGUUAUUGGUCUUGGAGGCCACUCCCAGUCACCAAUCUAGUUGCCGCAUUCUGGAUUAAUUUCAGUUUCUGGGUCACCUUCAAAGGUAGCCCCACAUAAGCGCGUUGCAGUAGUCCAAGCAGGAGAUAACUAGAGCAUGCACCACUCUGGCAAGACAGUCUGCGGGUAGGUGGGGUCUUAACCUGCAUACCAGGUGGAGCUGGUAGACAGCUGCCCUGGACACAGAAUUAACCUCUGCCUCCAUGGACAACUGUGAGAGAAAUAUAUGAGAGAAAAAACACCCCAAGUAAAGCACGCAGAACACAGAACAAUAUAAAUUCAGCAAAACAUAUUUUGUUUCGUCCCACAAAACAAAAUGCCUUAACCAUAAAUGCCGGAGGUGUGUUUUUGGCAUGCAAGAGACACUAUAGAACAAAGAUGCCAGUCGUACCUCUAUGAGGAGGGACUUCCACAAUUUUAGGGCCUGCUGCAGAGAAAGCCCUCUCCCGGCCACCAUUCCCCACAUUUUUUUGGGGCGGGGGGUUUCCUUCCAUAUAUCAGUCGGCUUUCCAGUGAGGAGGGUCUCAAAAAGGAAUAACUUCUCUAGUCCCCAUACACCCAGGAUGAGAAGGUAGGGCUUCUAAGCUAACAAGGCUGUUAUUAGUUUUACAUUAUUUUAUCCUGUUUGCACUAAGUUACAUUCUGAAUUUCAGUCUCGUUUCCAGAAUAACUCUUUCCCCAAUGGAUUAAUUUCCUUAUGUUCUGCCUUAAAAACACACUUUGGUUGCUUGGACGUCCUAUUAUGAUUUUCAGCUUUUAUUAGACGGAGAGAAGUGCCGCAAUCAAAAAUUGAACCCAAAUGAAUCAGGGGUUUUUGGGUGGGCUUUCGGAGUCAAAAUGUAUCUCCCCGGGUCAGAAAUAUCUGCUUGAUAUUACCUUUGCUUUCGGACUCAAAAUGUCGUGGGUGUAUCUCCCCAGGUCAGAAAUGUCUGCUUGAUAUAACCUUGAUGUUUAUUAACUUGCAGAGAUUUCGUUGGUAUGAAUUCACUGGUCUGCUCUGUAAAGGGCGGCUCAAACUUUUCCCGUCUUUUCCCUCCGUUUAGCUGCUUUCAUUCCACCCACCUGCCUGACAAAUCAAAAUUUUGCUUAAGCACGCACUAAGCCUAAUUCUUUUGUUCUGCCCUGGACAAACAGCGUCAGCUUGACAAAAGGAUUUCCACCGCAGCUCUUUAACAACAGAUCAAUCUCCCUCUACACCUCUCUCGAAACAUUGCGUUGACCCUCCUGCCUGAGUUAUCAAGGAGAAAGCAAACACCACGACUUUGUCCUGUCAAACUGCAUAAAAUGGUUAGCGAGAGAGGCAAGGGAAGGAAUUGUCUCUCCUGUCUGCUGGAUGGAAAGGAAGAAAAUUCUACAUUCGGCUGUCCCACAGCCAUUACCAUGCCCUAAGCAAUUCCAUCCUGUUUCGUCACAUUUUGGAUAUUCAGCAUAUGUCGACAUUCGCAUGUGGAAGCAGACAGCCCCAAGAGGGGAAAAUCCAAAGUGUCUGACAGUUCAGAUAGUCGCUAGCGAACGUUGACAAGUCACCUAAAUGGAGCAGUCAGCUUUCCUUAGUAUAUGUCCGAGAAGUGGGGGGGAUAUACGUCUGUUUUCAGGAAUUCCAGGGCUCAGUUCUUGGACCUGUGCUAUUUAACAGGUUUAUAAAUGACCUGGAUGCAGACGUAGAAAGGAUGCUGCAGACUUGUGGAUGACUUGAAUCUGAGACCGAUCGCAAACACCAUAGAAAACAGAUUCGAAUCUAGGCAGACCAACAAGGUGAACAUCAACGUACACAGAUGUAUUGAACUUCAUUGCAAAGCUGAGCAGAAACAAAAGAUGGAGGCCUGGCUCGUGUGAAAAGGAUCCAGGGGUCUUGACUGGCUGCAAAACUGAACACGAGCCAGCAGUGUGAUGCAUCUGCUAAAAAAGCGAAUGUGAUCUUAGGUAAAGGUAAAGGGACCCCUGACCAUUAGGUCCAGUUGUGACCGACUCUGGGGUUGCAGCGCUCAUCUCGCUUUAUUGGCCGAGGGAGCCGGCAUACAGCUUCCAGGUCAUGUGGCUAGCAUGACUAAGCCAUUUCUGGCAAACCAGAGCAGCACACAGAAACGCCGUUUACCUUCCCGCCGGAGCGGUACCUAUUUAUCUACUUGCACUUUGAGGUGCUUUCAAACUGCUAGGUGGGCAGGAGCAGGGACCGAGCAACGGGAACUCACCCCGUCACGUGGAUUCGAACCGCCGACCUUCUGAUCAGCAAGUCCUAGACUCUGUGGUUUAACCCACAGUGCCACCGGCUGCAUUAAAAGAAACAUCAUCAUGGGAAGUAAUACUUUCAGUCUAUUCUGUGCUGGUCAAGACUUAUCUGGAAUGUCACUCCCAGUUCCAGCACAUUUUAAGCAUUCAGUAUUUCUGUCAUUCAUUUUUAUCUGUGUACUGCUGUGCAAGACUCACGUAAAUAAGUAUUGAGAGACAGUGUGAAGUAGUGGUUAGAGCGUUGGCCUAAGAUCUAGGAGACUAGAAUUCAGAUACCCCAGUCAGCCAUGAAGCUCACCGGAUUACCUAUUUAUUUCAACAAUUUGUAAACCACUUGAUCCCAGUCAUCUCUAAGCAGCGUACAAGAGAUCCAACACAGUAAGACUAAAAAAUGUGUUACAACUGUAAAAUCACAAAGUUCAAUUAAAAAACCUGCAAGGUGGUUGUGUAGAUAAUUUGGGAGGAGGAAAAUCAUGCAUACCACCUUGAGCUCCUCGGAGGAAAGAUGGCGGGGGAAUGUAAAAUUUAUUAAUUAGUUAUUACUUUUUUCUUUUUUUUAAAGCAAGGCUUUUGCAGAAGAACGUCCAAAAGGAAUCUGCCCUAAGUCACAGUACAUUGUACAGAUUUGGAUUCACACAACGGGUUUUGAAGAUCCCUGUCAUUAAGUUAGAAUCACUGGACUGGAAAUGAGUAAAGAAAACCUCAGAAAGGUUACUGGACUGCAAAAAGAGUUGCCCACCUGCUUACAGUGCUCACUCAUAGCCUAAAAGGAAGAGAAGGCUUCAAAAUAUCUUCCUGCCUGAUCGCCCAGAGCACCACAGGCAGCUAAGCAAAACUAUUUACCACCCUAAGGUAGUUCCUUCCUCUCUCUCAUCCUCUGACUCACUCCCACAAAGCACACAGCGCAAGUAGAAAGCACAGAACCUUGGCGCUUCAAGAUUGCACAGCUCUAGAUAACUCAAGCAAGUGAGCCAGUUCAUAGGGACAAGAGAUGAUCGUGGGUUUGGGGGUAGGGGAAAGCAAUGGCUGUUUUCUUUAUGUGUCUUCACCGUGCUGUAAAAUCCUUUUCCAGGUUCAACGGACUGUGUUUGCUAUUCAACGGUUGGCAUCAAUGAUCCAGUAACUUCAGCCUUGCAUAUCAUUGUGGGUAAGUCCCCACCUAUGGAUUUUGUGCCCUGGGUGGCGUUUCCAGGGGAAUGUCCACCAAUUUUACACUGUUUCUGUAUUUUCCGGUCAUGUGUUUCCCCCUCCCAGACUGGGUACACAUCAGAGACCAUUCCACUGGUGGCAUGAUGGCACGAAUACGUAUUAUGUAAUAUUGCUCUGUCAGACAGUCACAGAGAAGCAUUCUUCAUAAAAUGUACAAUUAUUAGUUAACGCUGUUUCUGGCACCUGAAUUCUGUGGGGUGUCCUGCCUUAAUGUGUCAGUCAAUGUAGAAACUUUUUCGGCAUAGCUGUUAGCUAUAAUUUUAACUUUCCCGUGCCUGAUGUUCACAUGGCGACAAGUGAUUGGCAGGCUGAGUGUGGUUUGCCCCCAAAUGGCCGAAUUAGUUCCACUGAGCAGUUGUUGUUCUCCACCACUCUCACAGACCCAAAGUGUCAUGCAGCAAACACUCUCUUUAUCUCUCAGUUCAGUUCUGGAUUUGGGGAUGCGAAUAGCGCUGUGGUCUAAACCACUGAGCCUCUUGGGCUUGCCAAUUGCAAGGUCGGCGGUUCGAAUCCUGUAAACUCCCUUUGCUCUGUCCCAGCUCCUGCCAACCUAGCAGUUUGAAAGCAUACCAGCGCAAGUAAAUAAAUAGGUACCGCAGUGGCGGGAAGGUAAAGGGCGUUUCCGUGCGCUCCAUGCACCAGAAGCGGUUUAGUCCUGAUGGCCACAUGACCCAGAAAAUUGGGCUGUAGACGAACACCGGCUCCCUCAGCCUGAAAGCAAGAUGAGCGCCACAACCCCAUAGUCGAAUUUGACUGGACUUAACCGUCCAGGGGUCUUUUACCUUUUGCCUCAAUGCUGGACUUUCAGACUGAUGCAAUUGCAGCCUCCCUUAUAAUCUGAAUUGUCUCUUGUCGACAGGAGACACUCAGCCUCUCGAUGUCUCUUCAGUGCAUCACCACGACACGUUACUGAAAUACUUUGUCUCCCUCUUGGGGUAUGGUUUUUAUGGCGAUAUAUUAAAAGACAGCGAGGGGAAACGCUGGAUGGGACCCGUCAGAUACGACCUCUCAGGUAACCUUUCGUAUUUCGUCCUUCUGUAUGAACCUGCAGAGAACCAAGUUGCCAAUAAAACCAGUAUUUUUCUCUAAGGACAACCAUUACUGAGCCAGCCUUGCUAUAAAAAGGCUGUGAAUGUUACCAGCCUGCAAAAAUGUUUAUGGGCUUCCUGAGGGCUGGCAAAGGAAAGGCAGAGGGGUUCAUCCGUCUUUUAGCAGCCCACUUAUGGGCACGGGGGCUCCCACCACAUGGGGGACAGAAGGCGCCAGACCCUUCCUCUGCCAAUCACUGCAUGCGGUGCCAUCUCCUACUGAAGCUGCCAGGCUAAUGCUUAAAUAUACAACUGCAUAUGAGCCGAACGGUGGGAGAAGGAAGCAACAAGCUUGGGAUGUCAAAAAAAUCAAUAAGAAGAUGGCAGAGCGAGUGUCUCCGUGCACUUCUGCAAGAGAAUUAGCAGAAUGGACAGAAAUAAUUUGUGUUGGUUUAUAAGACAUCGUCGUUUCUUAAUUCUCCUCACCCCCCAGGUUUCAAGACCUUUCUCUCUCAUCAUUACUACGAGGGAACAAUAUCCCUUCUACCAGCAUCACACGCCGUGGGGUCUCCAAGAGAUAAGAAGCACUGCAGAAGUGGGUAGGCUAAACUAUAUUGCAUUCGGGUGUUGUUGUUUUUAGCACAUCUGGCUCCCAGGUCCCACUGCAAUGAGUUGUCAGGAUGCUCCCAGCGGCUCCCAGCUGGUUGCCCAAGAAAGUACAGUGGUACCUUCUUGUUCUCAAACUUCAUCCGUUCCGGAAGUCUGUUCCAAAACCAAAGCGUUCCAAAACCAAGGAACGCUUUCCCAUAGGAAGUAAUGCAAAAUGGAUUAUUCCGUUCCAGACUUCUAAAAACAAGCCCCAGAACAGCAAUUUAACAUGAAUUUUACUAUCUAACGAGACCAUUGAUCCCUAAAAUGAAAGCAAUAAACAGUAUACCUCAGUCACGCAAUCAAUCAGUCAGUAGCUGAACUGGGUUCCACACAGUCACAAAAACAAAAACGCAAAAUAAAUCGCAAAAACAGACAGAUCUCAGCGUAACACUCAAAUCGGAAGCGUAACUUUCAAAACGGAGCUUCUGAAAGAAGUUCACAAACUGGAACACUUACUUCCAGGUUUGCAGUGUUUGGGUUCCAAGUUGUUUGAGAACCAAGGCGUUUGAGAACCAAGGUACCACUGUAUAAAGACAAGGAAAGGUUUCUUACCGUCCUUUUUUAGUUCAUUCUUUACAGAGAGAGGCUAUAGAACCCAGCCUCUUGGAUAAUUGGGUUGUCCCGAGUGAAUCUCCAUCCCAUCCCCAUCUCUCCCAUUUCCUCAUUCAUCACUUCCACGGGUGCUGCUACGUGCCCUCUGUCUUUGAGCUCUUUGCUCUCCUACUUUUAAGGCUUGCCAGGUUCUGGGAGAUGGAGGGCCUGGAAUGUUUUCUAAUGACACUGUGUCACCUGGGUGUUGUUCUGGCUCUCCCAUGAUUUCCCAGCUUUUCUUCCCCUCAUCUACCUCUGAGCUGCGACCUUCCUCCAACCCGUGAUUGCAUGCACAAUGUUGAUGUUCACACCAGCCAGACCAGAAGGUGAAGAGGGAGGGAAGAAAAUAUGUCCUUUUGCUAUGCCUGCUCCUGCAGCAAAGAUUCCUGGGAUCAUUGCUGUCACAUGAUGGCAGCAGAGCUUGCUCAGGAUCCAGAAGAUCCCUUGCCGCCCCAGCUCCACCUUUUCUCAUCGAUACCCCCUGUUGGGAGGUGUUUUAUUUUUGCAGGCUACUGUUGGCAGUAGCCCCUGCCCACAGUAGGAGCAGGGACAUUGGGGUGCUCCACACUAGCGGACCUCAGGCACGGUUGGGACACCCUGAGGUCACCCAAAUGCCCCUGUAGCACAGGGGUUGGCAAGGUUUACCAGCCAUGGGCUGGAUUACGCCCAUGAAGAUUGUACAUGGGCCAGACUGGCGCAACGCGGCUCCGGAAAUCGCUUCUGCGCAGAAGCGAUUUCCGGCAUCUGGACAUGCGCAGACACGAUUUCCGGUAUCUGCGCAUGCACAGAUGUGAUUGUUGGAAAAACGCCCAGGAAGGCCACCACCUUCCCAAGACAUCGGGGCGUCUCUCCGGUGGUCACUCUCUGGCUGUAAAUCUUCCUCAGUCCAGAGAGACCAGUGAUAAGCGACCCCUCCCUCCUGAGAGGAGCACGCUCGUCUUCUGGCAUCUCAUUGCAGAAGAAAAAGACAAACAGUAGCUAUAAACUACUUUAUUUACAGUCCUUAUAUACAGAGAACCCACCAGCGUGUCUGCUCUCUCUCAGCAGCAGUACAGAACAACAUCUCACACAGAAGUGAAAGUAACUUCUCUAGCCAGCGUGAGAGAACCAGUGUGGUGUAGUGGUUAAGAGCAGUGGACUCGUAAUCUGGUGAACUGGGUUCGUGUCUCCGCUCCUCCACAUGCAGCUGCUGGGUGACCUUGGGCCGGUCACACUUCUCUGAAGUCUCUCAGCCCCACUCACCUCACAGAGUGUUUGUUGUGGGGGAGGAAGGGAAAGGAGAUUGUUAGCCGCUUUGAGACUCCUUCGGGUAGUGAUAAAGCGGGAUAACAAAUCCAAUCCAAUCCAAACUAGCAGUACCCAAGAGUACUGAGACUUCCUGUCUCACGCUCUCAGACACUCACAUGAUAUAAACAACCAUAGUGCUGCUUGCUGAGCAGCUGGUGAGAUAAAAAUCCUAACAGUGAUUUCUGGCGCCGCUCAGCGAGUCUCAGCACGCAGGGGACUCGCCGAGCGGGUGACUCAAUCCAGGGACGGCUCGUGGGCCGGUAAGACGGUCUUUGUGGGCUGCAUCCUGCCCAUGGGCCUCACGUUGCUGACCCCUGCUCUAGCACAACAGAUCAUUUUCCGUGUCAGUUCACUGUGAAAGUCAACAAGAACAAAGCAGUAACGAGAGUCAACAGCUUUCUUUAACUCUUCAGAACUUGCAAUGCUUUGGCUGCCAAUUAUUUCGGGUUUGGUUUUUUUAAAGAACCAUUAAGAAAAAAGAUAGGCAUCCAUUAUAGCAGUGCAGGGCUUCAGCUAGAAAUUUUGAAGCACGUGACAACUACAGUGGUACCUCGGGUUAAGAACUUAAUUCAUUCUGGAGGUCCGUUCUUAACCUGAAACUGUUCUUAACCUGAGGUACUACUUCAGCUAAUGGGGCGUCCCGCUGCCGCCACACGAUUUCUGUUCUCAUCCUGAAGCAAAGUUCUUAACCUGAGGUACUGUUUCUGGGUUGGCGGAGUCUGUAACCUGAAGCAUCUGUAACCUGAAGCGUUUGUAACCCGAGGUACCACUGUAUUCCAAAGAGAGGCAAUCAAUUUCAUUGUUUGCCUCCAAACAAAACCUCAAAUAUUUGGAAAACGUGGCUUCAGAACUCAAGAUGACUCUGGUACAGAAUUCAGAAAGGCUGCUCCAGAGGUUAGCUUGCUUCUCAUUUAAAUGACAUAUAAAAUAUUGCUUACAACACAGCCUGACAUACUGCAGACAAUCUGGCUAAACGAAUGAAACAUUAAUGCCCGGUUCAGACUGCAGAGGGGAAAAAACGAGGCUCACUCUUCUUCUCCAGGUGCCACAUUUGCAAGCAGAGUAAACAACAGCUGGAGAUAGAGCAGAAGAAGAAUGGGGGAGAGAUUAAAGGUAAUUUUAUACUAUAUGGAAGACCAGACCCGGAUGGUUAGCAGAUUUGUUCAUUUGGCCUCUUAAUGCACUGGGUGAUGUAGCAACAAAUGCAAGGGCAAAUUUGGUUGAUUAGAGAAACUGAAUUAAACCAGAAGCCCAGAAGAGACUCACAUGGAUUUCAGACCAGGUAAGCUUUCUUCAAAGUGAUGCUUUUUUGCUUGUCAUCAUUUAUGGAUCAUUCGGUAUGAAUGAUGAGGGAUGUGAUGGAAGCUACAGGGCCCUGCAAACGAAAUCUGCAUUUCAUAUGUGAGUGCUUUUCUUUCUUCCUGUUUGCUCCACUGAAGUGUCCAACUUAGAAUGGGUUGGACUUGCUUCUGAGCAGACAUACCUAGGACGCCAGUUGUAGUUGUUUGAACAUAGCUCCUAUUGAAAUCAAGGACUGAAGUCAUGGCUAACUUGCUCCAUUGGUUUUUAUAGGACCAAAUUGCAGAUUAUUAUUAUUAUUAUUAUUAUUAUUAUUAUUAUUUAUACCCCGCCCUUCCCGGUUCAAAAACAGGGCUCAGGGCGGCUUACAACAAAUUUAAAACACUUUUAAAAACUUAAUUAUAAAAGCAGCAUAAAAUACAGUAUAAAAACAUGAAUAACAAUAAAAUUCAAAAAUCAAAAAUCAAUUUGAUAAUCCCCAGGGCUAGCUGGCCGAAUUGGUCCUACUUGGGCCAGCGAGGAGGCCAGGGGAGAAUUAGCUGUGGGGUCUCAGAGCAGGUGAUCUUCAUAAAAGGGGAGAGGGAGGGAUUGUUUGUUUGUUUGUUUGUUUAUUGAAUUUACAUACUGCCCUAUACCCAGAGGUCUCAGGGCGGUUCACAGAUAAGAUCAGCAUAAAAACCACAAUAUAUAUAAUCAAAAUAAAAUCAACAACCCAAUAACACACACCCAAAAAAGAGCCACAUUUUUAAAAGGCAUAGGAUGUCAAUCAAGUCAACAAAAGGCCUGGUUAAAAAGGAACGUUUUUGCUUGGUGCCUAAAGGUGUUUCAUGAAGGCGCCAGGUGAAUCUCCCAAGCGAGAGCAUUCCACAGACGGGGAGCCACAGCAGGGAAGGCCCUGUUCUCAUGGUGCCACCCUACGGACCUCUCAAGGAGGGGGCACACGAAGGAAGGCCUCAGAAGAUGAUCUCAGGGUCCGGGUAGGUUCAUAUGGAAAGAGGCAGUCCUUUAGGUAUUGCGAUCCUGAGCUGUUUAAGGCUUUAUAAGUCAAAACCAGCACUUUGAAUUGGGCCCGGAAACUAAUUGGUAGCCAGUGCAGUCGGACCAGGAUCAGUAUAAUAGGCUCAAACCAUCUUGCUCCAGUGAGCAUCUUUGCCACUGAAUUCUGCACCAGCUGAAGUUUCUGAACCAUCUUCAGAGGCAGCUCUAUGUAUAAAGCAUUGCAGUAAUCUAACCUUGAGGUUCCCAGAGCAUAGGCAACAGUAGUUAGGCUAUCCCUGUCCAGAUAGGGGUGUAGCUGGGCCACCAGCCGAAGCUGAUGGAAGGCACUCUGGGCCACUGAGGCUGUCUGAGCCUCGAGCGACAGCAAGGGAUCCAGGACCACCCCCAAGCUACGAACCUUCUCCUUCAGAGGAAGUGUAACCUCAUCAAGAACAGGCAAUCUCCCAUCCAUCCAGGCUGGGGAAUCGCCCACUAACAGUGCCUCUGUCUUAUCUGGGUUGGGCUUCAGUUUGUUGGCUCUCAUCCAGUCCAUUACCGAGGCAUCCAGCUUAGUCUGGAUGCAACCCAACAUGUCCAUUUCAAAGUACAGCCACAGACAUACUAGAAGAGGAUACCCCCAACCCCUGUUGUUCUAGCAUCAUAAAACUGACUUUGGCAGUACCUUCUAUUUUCAAGUAGAGUUGCCACCCCUUUUUUUUUACAAUGCAAAAACACUUACUGCUCUGCCUUCUUUUGCCUCUGGCCCCGUAACUUUUCUUCUAGAGCAAUUCAGUCUCUAGGUAACGAGAGUGAAUCAGGUGCCAACAGCUAUAAAAGUGCUAUAAAAAGCAUUCUGAUUCCUGCACAUCCAAACCUUGUUGAAGAUACAAGUCAACACACUGUCUUCUGUCUGACCUCACUUGCCAGUUAGUUUGCAGCCCCAUUCCUAAGAACAAAUAUGCGCAGCCAGUUGGCCUUGUGGACAACCGGUAUUUGAAAAUGUGCAGUGUUUUUAACUUGGAUAGCUUGCUAACGAAAGAACGUGUCAUAAAUUUGUGCCAUAGUUUAAUAUUGCACACGUAAGAGAUGCAAUAUCUUAAGGCGAUGUCAUAAGACACCUUUAGAAAUCCAAAUCGUCAUGUUUGUUGCUCCCAUCCCACUGCCUCUGUGCUAAAUAUACCUGUUUGCGUUUUGAAGGGGAUGACGAAGGAGAAUGGAAGGUCAUCAGAGGAAAGUUUCUGGCCAUCAACACCGCAAAUAUAAGUUGUGCCUGCCCACGGAGCCCGAAAGGCCUUGCACCAGCUGCUCACUUGGCAGACGGCUCUGCAGACCUCAUUCUGGUUCGCAAAUGCUCCCGAUUCAAUUUCCUAAGGUAUCUCAUCAGGCACACGAACCGGGAUGACCAGGUGUGUAUCUGCUGCGACGGAUUGAAACGCGGGGUGACGUUCAAUGCCGAUCCUGCGCUCCCAUUGCAAAAACACAAAUGUAGAUUGGGCAUAAUUUGAAAGAAGCUCCGAUAGCAGCCUACGGGUUGUUUUUUGGGGGGUGGGGGAGAGGGAGGAGAAACACCAAGGAUUUGGAUUGGCUAUGGCGUUAAAACCCUUUCCGGCAAAAGUGGAGUUGCCAGCUGCUCGCCUGAAUUGGAUUUCUGCGCCGCUAAUUGGUCUGUGGCAAGGGGGAAAGUUUGGCAGGUGGAAGUUCUUGUAAUGCGUUAGGAAUCUCAAAAGUAGUGACUGGGGGAGCCAAGUGCUUUAUUGAUACUGACUGCACUAUUGCAGAAGCUGGCCAGAGGAGAGAGCUGGCCAGAUUUCCACUGCUGUAUGAAAUCGACCUUUCCCAGCAAGAAGCAAGCGGCCAAAGGGGUCAUGGGUCCUACCUAGCCCUGCACAGCAGCGGUGAGGAAGCUGUGGUCCUUUGUAUGUUGUCGGAUUCUUGGCCAUGCUAGCUGGAGUCUUGAUGGGAGUCAGAAGUCCAUCAUCUGGCCUGAGCUGCUCAUUUCUCAGGAUCAGGCGCUUGAGUUUGCUGACCAGCUUGACUGCCCACCUGCUUGGCUCGCCUAUCUUGGCUCAGAUCCCUGUCUGGAUAGUACAUGUUUGCUGCAGCCUCCCAGCUCUGACAGUUCUUUUCUCCUUGCACUGAUGCAUAUUGAACUACCUUGGGUUCCAGCCCCCUACAGCCGACAAAUGAGUUUCAGAAUCCACACCCCUCCCAAAAAAAAUUACUAUUAUGUUUCCUCUUUUUAAAAGGCCAAAUUCAAAACUGGUUAAUAACAUCGAAGGAAGACAGCCACUUACAAACAAGGCAGUUAUUUGUUUCUCCAUUGCUCUGUACUUUAUGUAUGAUAUAUACUCCUUGGGGCAGGAGCCUGUUCUUGUUUUACUUAGCGUAAAUCUGCAAAGUGCAACCAUUUAUGGCACUCUAUAAAUAAUGAUUUCAGCUCCCAGCGUUCCAUUAGGCUCUAAUAAACAGAAUUCCACCCCCCACCCCCACCCAGAGCUGUACAAUUGAAGGGAUGGGUCUAUUGAUUUGAUUUUUAUUUGAUAUAUUAUAUUUUUACGCUGCUUUUCGUUCAAGUGAAUCCCAAAGCAGUUUACAGACAACAGAUAACAAUAACAGAAAAUCACAGGUAAAGGUAAAGGAUUCCUGGACGGUUAAGUCCACUGAAUUUGACUACGGGGCUGUGGCGCUCAUCUCACUUUCAGGCCAAGGGUUCGGGCGUUUGUCUGCAGCCAGAUUUUCCAGGUCAUGUGACCAGCAUGACUAAACCGCUUCUGGUGCAAUGGGACACCGUGAUGGAAGCCAGAGCACAUGGAAACACUGUUUAUCUUCCCAAACAUCACAAACGCUGUAUAAAUCAUAUAGAGCAAUCAACAAUUCACCAGAAAAACAAUAUAUAAAACACUAUUAACAAAGCAGCAACUAAAAAAUAUAAGCUGAUCAUCCCAAUUGCAGCAAAAGUCAUAUAUGAUUCACAAACCAAUACAGCAUUUAUAGGGACAUGUGUGGCACUGUGGUCUAAACCACUGAGCCUCUUGGGCUUGCCAAUCAGAAGGUCGGCAGUUCGAAUCCCCGUGACGGAGUGAGCUCCCGUUGCUCUGUCCCAGCUCCUGCCAACCUAUCAUUUCGAAAGCACACCAGUGCGAGCAGAUAAAUAGGUGGUGGGAAGGUAAAUGGUGUUUCUGUGUGCUCUGGUUUCCGUCACGGUGUCCCGUUGCACCAGAGGAUGUUUAGUCAUGCUGGCCACAUGACCCAGAAAACUCUCUGUGCACGAACGCCGGCUCCCUCGGCCUGAAAGCGAGAUGAACGACACAACCCCAUAAUCCCUUUAACUGGACCUAACUGUCCAGGGGUCCUUUACCUUUUACCUUACAGCAUUUACAAUCUAUGGAACAAUAUUUGUAUGAAACAAUAAACUAAGCCCUGCAAAGUUCCUGCGCGCAGUCUCCACAGAUAGACACAGACCUGAUCCUCAGUGGCAGAGAUCACCAGGGCUAGGGAUCAAGUUAUGAUACGAUACGAUACGAUAUCUUUAUUGUCAUUGUCCCAUACAGAAUAAUGAAAAGAUCUACAUAAGACAUUCAAAAACCCCUAAAAACUCUGAAACCCCUUUUUAAAAUACAAUAUACUCCCAUAGAGACUCCUUAUACUGUGUUUAAAACCAGAAUUGCAUUCGGGUAGAAACUGUUUCUCAGGGGGCUAGUCCUAGUCUUUAUAACCCUUUACCUUCUUCCAGAAGGCAGAAGCUGAAAGAGAUCAUUUCCGGGGUGCGCACUAUCCUGCACUAUCUCUGCAGCUUUCUUAUGACACCUGGAGGCAUAGAUUUGAUCCAAGGUGGGAAGAGUGCACCCAAUUAUUCUCUCCGCAGUCUUCACAACCCUGGAGAGCAUUGUUUUUUCCCUGGCACCUGAUCCAGUGGCGUCCCUGAAUACACAGUUCUCAUGGGUUGGUUCUCCGUAAGUGAGCAGCUGCCAUUCAUUCCUAGCGGGGGAAAGCAGCAGACUGCAUUUCGGAGAUGGGCAGUGUGGAAGUGGGGGCACAACAUCCCCACCAGCAACGCAACCGCAACUUUCACCACGAAGUGGAUGGCAGCAACAUCCCUUUUUAACUUUCUAAAGACAGCUCCAGGACUGCAGGAAAGGUGGCGAUAAUGUUCCUACCCCACCGCCAGGUCCAAAGCUGGGUUAGAAACUUGGAGAAGGGAAUGCCAGAUGGGAGGAAUAAUAAUAAUAAUAUAAUAAUAAUAAUUUAUUAUUUAUACCCCGCCCAUCUGGGGGCUUCCCCAGCCACUCUGGGCGGCUUCCAACAAAAUAUUAAAAUACUGUAAUACAUCAAACAUUCAAAGCUUCCCUAAAGAUCCCUCAAAUCCUUCUCAAAGUAGGUAGGUCAUAUUUGGUUUGGCAGCGAGGAUACCAGACCAGGAGCAGGCUUUGAAAAAAUGUUAUCUCAACCUGCUUAGCAUCUCACCAUGCUGAAAAUGUUUCUAUUCCAUCAGUCUUCUGCAGAUAAUUAAGAACACAUCUUUCCACCACAGUUUGCUGAUUUCCGAUGUUAACUUUUCCAUAUGGUUUUCUUUCUAAUUGUAUAGUUUUCUGUAUAUUCUUUUAAAAUAAAUGGUGGUAUAUGAAUAUUCUUUUAAAAUAAAUGGUGGUAUAUGAAUAUUUUGUUAUGAAUAGAUUUGAUUCAUUUCCUACAUUAUAGUUAAGAAUGGGUGAAGGUGCAUCUAUUGAAUAUCAAGGAAUAAAAGUUUACAGUGCCUCUUCCUGAGCUUGUCAUAGGAGCCACUCAAACGCCAUUCUAGGGACAGCCAUACAUUUUGCAAUGUGCAUUCCGUUUACUUUGCAGAGGGUCACUCUGUUUCCUGGAUAGUGGGGGCAAGUCUCAGUAUUUCACACUCAGUUUUCCACCUGUAAAAUGGGAAUAAUUCUGACCUGCCUUAUGGGAUUUUUGAGGAGGACCCAGAUCCUAGUUUGUUUGUAAAUGACUAGCCACCCGCCAUUGUUGACAUCCAGCUGGUUCAACGUGGACCAGGUGAACACUGAAGGAUAAUAAUAAUAAUAAUAAUAAUAAUAAUAAUAAUAAUAAUAAUAAUUUAUUUCUACCCCACCCAUCUGGCUGGGUUUCCCCAGCCACUCUGGGCGGCUUCCAACAAAAGAUUAAAAAUACAUUAAAAGAUCAGUCAUUAAAAACUUCCUUAAACAGGGCUGCCUUCAGAUGUCUUCUAAAUGUCAGAUAGUUGUUUAUUUCCUUGACAUCUGUUGGGAGGGCGUUCCACAGGGCAGGUGCCACUACCGGGAAGGCCCUCUGCCUGGUUCCCUGUAACCUCACUUCUCGCAGUGAGGGAACCGCCAGAAGGCCCUUGGCGUUGGACCUCAGUGUUCGGGUUGCGCGAUGGGGGUGAGCAGAAUUGUCCCAAUUUAGAUGUGAAAUCCGUGACCUGCAUCUUUCUUUAUGCUGAACUCUGGCUUGCUUUGAACUAACAGAAGCGGUUUGCUGAGUUUUAAGUCAACAAACGCAACAGAUUGCCUCUUCUCCCUUCUCUGCAGUUUGACUUCAGCUUUGUGGAGGUUUAUCGGAUCAAGAAGUUUCAGUUCACAUCGAAACAUUUAGAGGACGGUGACUGCGAUGCCAAGAAAAUGCAGAAGAAUCGCUUCGGCCAUUUCUGCAGAGACCACCCUGCUUGCUGCUGCCUUCCUCCCAGCAGCACCUGGAACUGCGACGGAGAGACGCUGGAUUGUUCAACAAUUGAAGUCAUGUGAGCAUCUUCCUUUCCGGGGAAAAAAGGAUCUGUGCUUUUAAAAAUGCAACAGUUUCACUCGUUCCUUAAUUGAUGGGAACUGCAAAAAAAUGGUCUCCACAGCAGAUAAAAAUCUGUUAUUUGGCGCACACACAAAGCCGUACACGGGAAGUCUUGAAAAUGAGAGGUCAUAACAUGCAUGAAUUUUCAGACCUGCUUCUGUGCUGAAUAGCAACUUCCGGUGUUGGGGAGAAUAAUAAUAAUAAUAAUAAUAAUAAUAAUAAUAAUAAUAAUUUAUUAUUUGUACCCCGCCCAUCUGGCUGGGUUUCCCCAGCCACUCAGGGCACCUUCUACAGAGACCAAAAAUACACAUAAAUGUCACACAUUAAAAACUUCCCUGAACAGGGCUGCCUUAAGAUGUCUUCUGAAUGUCAGGUAGUUGUUUAUCGCUUUGACAUCUGAUGGGAGGUCGUUCCACAGGGCGGGUGCCACUACCAAGAAGGCCCUCUGCCUGGUUCGCUGUAGCUUUGCUUCUCGCAAUGGCCCUCGGCACUGGACCUCAGUGUCUGGGCAGAACGAUGGGGGUGGAGACGCUCCUUCAGGUAUACUGGACCGAGGCCAUUUAGGGCUUUAAAGGCCAACACCAACACUUUGAAUUGUGCUCGGAAACGUACUGGGAGUCAAUGUAGGUCUUUCAAGACCUGUGUUAUAUGGUCUCGGCGGCCGCCCCCAGUCAUGAGUCGAGCUGCUGCAUUCUGGAUUAGUUGUAGUUUCUGUGUCACCUUCAAAGGUAGCCCCACGUAGAGCGCAUUGCAGUAGGAAGGCAGAGUUACAGUUCAUUGGCACCUCAGUGAGGGAGGAGGAAGUUAAAGCCCACUUCUCACAGUCUUUAUCCUAAUUCAGAGGACCCAGCAGCUGCUUUUACAGUUUCAAAAUGGUACAUGCAACCCCUCGCUGCAUGUUUAGCAUCACACAUAGUUUGGCCCUAUGUCUUGAGGAAUAUAAAGACUAGUCGAGUGGAUGUUCAGUUAAUGAGUCCUGAUGUAUGUUUGUGGGAACUGACCCCAAAUUUGGCUGGACUGUGGCCAAAAUGUUUUGUUUUCUUUCAUAGUUCUGCAGAAAUCUGUAAGCGGUUUGUAAUUCCCAACCAAAAGGGAAUCAGUGGAAGAAAUGUAAUGCAAUAUUCCACAUUCCAAACUGAACAAUACAGUGGUGCCUCGCAAGACGAAAUUAAUCCGUUCCGCAAGAGUCUUCGUCUAGCGGUUUUUUCGUCUUGCGAAGCAAGCCCAUUGACGGAUUAGCGCUAUUAGCGCUAUCAGCUGUUUAGCGGCUAUUAAAGGCUUAAAGGCUUAAUUAGCUGCUAAAAGGCUCUUAAAGGCUAUUAAAGGCGUAGCAGAUUAGAUAAAGGGGGGGAAAAGCGAAAAAAAUCUCUAGACUCGCAAGGUAUUUUCGUCUUGCGAAGCAAGCCCAUAGGGGAAUUCGUCCUGCGAAGCAACUUCAAAACGGAAAACCCUUUCGUCUAGCGGUUUUUCCGUCUUGCGAGGCAUUCGUCUUGCGGGGCACCACUGUACUCGAAUCGUACCUUGGUUCUCAGACGGAAUCAUUUCCGGAAGUCCAUUUGACUUCUGAAAACAUUUGAAAACCAAGGCACAGUUUCCUAUUGGCUGCAGCACCUUCCUGCCUUCAAUCGGAAGCCGUGUCGGACAUUAGACUUCCCAAAAAUGUUUGCAAACUGGAACGCUCACUUCCAGCUUUGUGGAGUUUGGGAGCCAAAAUGUUCAAGUCACAAGGCGUUCGAGUACAACUGUACUAAUAAUAGCAACCAUAAUGCCACAUUUUAAGUAACAUAAUUAAAUAUCUCUGAAAAAAAUCCACAACAGCCCAGGUCAUUUAUUCCCUGCCUCUCAUCUAGGGAACACGAGCUCUUCACCACCAAUAUGACAAGGCAACCAUGACUUUCUCUGACUUUCUCUGGGGUGCCAUUGUGAACAACCAGUUCCCCUGGAAGAGCAAAGGGGUUUGCUCCUCUUGAUGACGGGCCUAGUUCACAAUUAAUACAUCUGCAUUUAUUCCGCACUUGUCUUCCCUUUUGCAGGGUCCACUGCCAACUCAUGAAACUGUUUGCAAGAGGAAUAGAGAGGAACUCCACACUUGAAGUAAUUCAGAGGCAGCUCUGCUGAGCAAGUUAGCCGAAGCCCGUUCUCCAUAAAACAAAACGAAAAGCAAGCAACGGAAGGCAACCGCCUGGACGAACAAGCGUCUCAGGCCCGUCAAUAAACGUUUUAAAGCCGAAGACGUUUUUGUGGUAAAAGAAUCCAUUUUGGUAAUAUGCAUUCUCUGCGAAUGCCUUCGAAGAUUUUAGACUUAAUGCACGUCAGGCUACUGUUUUGUGAAGAAAGCGAGGCUGUGUACACAUCACCUCAAGCAGAGGCGCCAACUUGCGCCCAAAAUUGAGGGGGCCCAGUGUGCUUGUGACAUCAUGCAUGCAUGUGACAUCGCACCGGCAGGAGGAGGUCGAGUGCGGAGCCCAACAGGGUGCAGCUUCAGUGACUGGCAGCUCCUCUGGAGCCGGCCACUGAAGGCAUGCCACUCUUGGCUCCGUGCUCGACCCCACAGAUAUUUUUUUGGGGGUGAAUAAACCUUGGCCCCACAGAGUUGGCACCAGGGACCUCAAACCAGCUUCCCCCUGAUUUGAAAACACAAGCCAAGGUUAAGCUGAGGUGCGUCCACUUCCGAUAGCUGUUGUGCACAUGCCGGCAGCUUCCUCGACUAGGACUCAAACCAGGAAAUGAGCACCCCAAACCCCUCUCUGGUCUGUACAUUUGCAAAUGUGACAGCAGGGACGAAUGACCUCACUGCAUUUUAAGCCGCUAUGCGUACAUAGACUUGAAUAUUUGAUACAAAGCAGGGCAAGCGUAGCUUGUCAGAGGCCCCAGGGCAGGAGUCCUGCUAGAAUAAAGUUACUCAACCCAAACAAAAAAGCAGCCGGUCCCUAGCAGAGCCCCUUGGCCAGCUUAGAUCUCCGAGGCCUGGGGCAAGUGUAUCUGGCUGGGGCCCCCUCUGCGUGGGCCUGGAGGGAGCAAAUGGCUUGCAUUUUCAUGCUUUAUUUUCGCCCUUCCUCCUGUGACUAUGCUCCAAUAACAACUAGGCAGUAAUUCAGCCUUAUUAGCUUGCUGCCCCCUGGUACCACCACCACCACCACUCCAAAAAUAUCAGACUGCUAAGAGGAUGGUAUCGUGCAUCUCCAUACUGGCCAGAAAGGCAUAGUCGUUUAUUUUGUAGCCAGCAUGAAAAUACAGGAUGCCAGCCACAUAGCAGGCUAGUGUUAAAGUGGGAAAGGAUCCUUCUAGGAAGUGGAAGACGGAUGGAGUGAGGCAUCCUCCCCUCUGCCAGACCCCUGCAUUUUCAAGCUAGCUAUGUAUGUAGGGACGCAGGUGGCGCUGUGGUCUAAACCACAGAGCCUAGGGCUUGCCGAUCAGAAGGUCGGCGGUUUGAAUCCCCGCCACGGGGUGAGCUCCCGUUCCUCAGUCCCUGCUCCUGCCAACCUAGCAGUUCGAAAGCACAUCAAAGUGCAAGUAGAUAAAUAGGUACCACUCCAGCGGGAAGGUAAACAGCAUUUCCGUGCGCUGCUCUGGUUCCCCAGAAGCAGCUUAGUCGUGCUGGCCACAUAACCCGGAAGCUGUACGCCGGCUCCCUCGGCCAAUAAAGUGAGAUGAGCACCGCAACCCCAGAGUCGACCAUGACUGGACCUAAUGGUCAGGGGUCCCUUUACCUUUACCUUUAUUUAUGAAGCAAUUUUCCUUCCCAUGUACAGAAAUCAAGUGGACCAGUAGAGGAGGAACUGUUCCUCCUGCAGCAAGCUAACUCACUUGCAUGGAGUUCCUUGUUGCUUAUGGCUGCCAGGCAAUGGAGCGGGUUGGCUUAGCCAGCCACCAUCGGCUCUCACCGGCUGCUGCCAGUUUAGUGAGCGCCCCCUUCUGCCUACAGCAGGACCCCCGUUAACAGCAUCAGCAGGUCUUCCCAGGGGCACAGCCGAGCUCUUACGGACCAGCUCCAGGCUGGCAUAGCAAUCUGCCUGCCUCCAACCCAGCCCCAUCAGGGCUGCAGAUAUGGCAGUGCCCCUGACGCUCCAUAAAGCCCCACUGGGCUGCCAGCUAGGACUAUUCCCUCCGUUGUUAAGUGCAAAGUUGGCCGGGAUGUCGUUUUGCACCACUGGUGCCCUUGUGCAAAUACCGUAUUUUUCGCUCCAUAGGGCGCACCGGACCAUAGGGCGUAACUAGUUUUUAGGGGGGAAAUAAAGGGGGGGAAAUUAUUCUCCCCCCCCCAGCCCCAAAGAGCAAAGAAGCCAAGACAGCUAGUGGGAUCCCGCUCGCUGUCUUGGCUUCGUUUUUAGCCGCGGGGCUGGGGCGGGGGAAGCCUGUGUUCGAAACGACCAGCUGAAUUACGAUGGCUUUGUAGCUGGCAUGUUGAUUUAAAGGCUCCCUUGUAUCAAAGUUCUCAGGCCGUCACUCACUCCAAUUUUUCCCCUCCCCAAAUUAUAACUGAAACCCCUUUGUUGCGUGAGCGGAGCCACGCCUGCAACUUAUCAAUGCAAUUCAAACACACAGACCUGGCUUCAAAGCAAUAGGGUGUUGCGUAGAACACCUUUGCGUACAAAAACAUACUGUGAUGCCCUUCUGUACAUCUCUAGGAGGGAAUAAAGGAUUGUCUGAAAGGGCUGUAAGGCCAGACAGCUGUUCCGCAGGGCCUGGGAGAUGCUGAAAAGAGACAAAGUGGAAGUAACUGACACAAGACACCAGCAGAUUGUCCGCUUGUAAAACGUGCUUUAAAUGAAAACAAAAUAGCUUGGGUCUUCAUUUUCUUUCCAUGAAUGCAACAGAGUUCAUGCACACAGGACAUGGUUUCCCUUUUCUCUGCAGUCCCUGGAGGCUGGGUCACCCUUGGGACUGGUAGAGGAUUUGGUUUAGUGGACUGCAGGUGGAAGGGAGAGUUGGCAGAAAUAUCCCCCCGUCCUCCCCUUACAUGAUUGGAGGAACAACUUAGGAUCAUGGCCAACGACUCCUUAGAAUCAUCAAAUUCUAGAGUUGGAAAGGUUCAUCUAGUCUCUUGCCUGCAGUGCAGAAAUACGCAGCUGCCUCAUAUGGGGAUCGAACCUGUAACCUUGGCAUUGCCAGCACCACACUCUAACCAACUGAGCUAUCCAGACUCCUUGGUUGAAGCCAGUUUGCACAAUCAGAAGAAUCAAGUGAAGUAAUCAUUCUUUGAUGUGGCUUGAUUUUUUUAAAAAAACUGCUUAGACCUAUACUGAACCAAAUUUGCUGGGUUUGUUUUUAAUUGUUUGGCUUUUGGACUGGUUCUGUAUUAUUGGUAAAGCGCUUCGGUAUCCUCGUUAAUGAUUGGCAGCCUACAGAUACUUUAGAAAUAUCAACCAUUUCAGAUCGCUGGUAGGUUAGCAGGAGGUCUCCAGUGUCCCGUGGGGAAGGGGGACGUGUUUGCAGACUCUUGUGCUAAGGUGGGUCUGCACGACUUGUGAACCUUCCCAGCUGAACGCAACACGCCAGCCUUAGAAUGGUAGAGUCAGAAGGGACCCAAGGCUCAUCCAGCCCCAGCCAUGCACGGAUCCUGCCCACAGCCAUUCCUGGGUGGGCUCAUCCCACCAACCUUCUGGUUAAAAACCAGAUGUGUUGACCCAUCGAACGACUGGGAGUUCAGGGGCAAACCAUUGUGAGAAAUCAUCACUGUUCCAAAGAACAGGUAAUGUAGAGCAGGGUUGCCACUUCCCGUGGGUCAAGUUUGGAGCCCCUGCCAGGUGUCAUUGGUGGCAUCAGAUGACUCAAUCCCGCACCACACCUGAUGCCAUUUAUUACGUAAAUAAAGGGGAGGGUUAGCUGGACGUACCUUGGGCCAAAGCAGUCUUGCAGGUCAAAUGGUAUCAGGUCUGAAAUGGUCCACAGGCUAGAGCAUGGGUAGGCAAACGAAGGCCCGGGGGCUGGAUCCGGCCCAAUUGCCUUCUCAAUCCGGCCCGCGGACGGUCCAGGAAUCAGCGUGUUUUUACAUGAAUAGAAUGUGUCCUUUUAUUUAAAAUGCAUCUCUGGGUUAUUUGUGGGGCCUGCCUGGUGUUUUUACAUGAGUAGAAUGUGUGCUUUUUAUUUAAAAUGCAUCCCUGGGUUAUUUGUGGGGCAUAGGAAUUCAUUCAUUCCCCCCCCCUUCAGAAUAUAGUCCGGCCCCCCACAAGGUCUGAGGGACAGUGGCCCGGCCCCCUGCUGAAAAUGUUUGCUGACCCCUAGGCUAGAGGAUCCUCACUGCUGGUGUCGAAUAAACGCAGUGUUGCGCAAGUGACUGCUGAGAAUUAGAAAACCCAGCUCAGUCCCUGCAAGUUAGGCUAAAAAUUCAACAUCUUGAGAAUCAAGCGUGUUGCUUCAAACUGCUGUAUAUCUGAGUAGCUUCAUAUGUUAACAAAAGCACAGUCUUUUAAUGGGGUGCAUUCCAUGUUAGGAAGAGAACUCUGUACCUGUAGCUGAUGAUCCUAUGCAUGCUUCCUAGGCAAUAAGCCCCGCUGGAUACUUUGAGGGUCGCUGCCUAGUAAAUGAGCAAAGACUGGGUUGCAUCUGACUGUUUAAGAUGGAGUUAAAAAACUAGAACGUUGCAACAUGAUCAUUGUUGAUGUGGGACGACGACUCCAUGUUAGCUUGUGGGGCCUUGUUUUUUCUUUAUAUCAAUCUUGCUGGUUUCAGGAUUGAAAAGCAACGUUUUGUUCUUGAGUGAUGGAAAUAAACUCUUCUGAAAAUAAACAGCUAUGUGGCAGACGUUGUGCGUGC
Molecule: messenger RNA, 49038 nt
Organism: Podarcis lilfordi (Lilford's wall lizard)
Lineage: Eukaryota; Metazoa; Chordata; Lepidosauria; Squamata; Lacertidae
Source: the annotation of a GenBank genome assembly